AUGGCCUUGCUUGCUAUUUUCAGUCGGGUUAGGUACGUAACGUAAUUCAGUAUCAAUGUCAGACUUUUUGAAUCAGACAUAAACCCACUCUUGCAGGAGAGAGAGAGAAUCGGCUCCCUCGUGCAUUUGAAGAAGUUGCUUCCCUGAACCAGUUCGUCUUCGGACAGCUCAUCAGUCGACGGAAGGAGGCGGGUUGAGGACAUGAUAAUUGUGUUACAGUUCGACCCCCCCCCCCCCCCCCACACACACACACACACACACACACACACACACACACACACACAUAGACGAAAGCAUCAGCAGCUCUGGAUUGAUUCGUGUUUGUUUGAAUGAAGUGACACCGGGAUUCGUUUGACAGAAGACACGCCGAGUCUCGGGCUUUCCGAGUGUGCAGGUCGGGUUGCCAGAAGAAUCAUUUCACUCAGGUAGGUGACGUUAGCUUUGGUUACAUCGCUGUGUCACUGUCAGCGGGAAGUAUUGAACCUUAAUAUUACAAUUUACAACUUAAAUACACUUUAAUUUGACAUAAAUGGCUCGAAGUUUGGCUCGACACGAUUUUUUUAACUUACACUGGCUCUGUAAGCCAACUCAGGGAUUUGUAGGAACAGAUAAUGUUGACAGCCGGUUCAUCCAAUCGUACGCGAUUUUAUUACUGUUGUGAUACGUGUGGCCAAUUGGAUUGAGGAGAGGGCGGGGCUACAAGUCAAAGACGCUUCUCUGCUCCACUUUCCAACGUUGAUGUUUACAACAGUGUGAUGGAUUUGUUUAUGCAACACAGCUGACGCUGGGAAGAGGGACUGAGACCCACACAGGCUAACAGGCUAAACCAAAGCUUCUCCACACUGACAGAAGUACAGUCUUUGACUGUUACUGUGUAGAUCAUAGUUUAUUGUCAACUCUCUAACACCUUGUUUAUUACAGUAAAAGAAUAACUAAAGAAUGAAAAUAUUGCAGCUGUUAGGUGAUAAAAUCGACCCUAUUCUACGUAUAAAAGAAAGUAAAAACCGGCACCCAAAUGGUCAAAUUAUCAGGUAAGUUUUGAAAUCAAACUUUUAUAAUCCAAUGUAUAAAAUAAAUAGCUCUUUUAGGGUUAGAGUUAUUGUUAUUUAUAGUAUUAAGUCAAAUUAUGUCUGAUAAAGCAUCAGAAAUGCAAGCAAUUGCUGUAUAAAUAAAUUUCAAUGGUUUGAAAGUAAUUUUAAGCCUAUAUUUGAUUAGGAAUAGGGGAAAGGCAACUUAAGUCAUGUUAGAGUUGAAAAUAUUAUCAUUGAAUAUAAAAAAACUAUUUUUUUAACAACACUCUGGAAUGAUGGACCAUGGUUUCCAGAAAGAAUGUCAAAUUUUGAGUCACUUAGAUAAAAAUCUGAAGCUGUGAGCAAGGUCUUACUCAGGACUGGAGGUUUCAUAGCAAAGAUUUUCAUCAAAGAUACAUUCAUGGUUUCUAGUUUUAAUUUCGAUGUUGUUCAUUAAAGUUUCAUAUGCUUAAAAUCACCUGAUUCUUGUUCAGGAGUAAAACCUAGUUUAAUUUCCAUAAAGAAGGCAGAAAACUCGACACAGAAUAAAUUAUAGACCGAAACAAUCGGUCAUGUCUGCAGUGUAUUCCCUUUGGGUAAAAAAGAAUGUUCAUAGCAUUGUUACUGAUGAUUUGGACAGUAUUUUAAAUAACAUAUAGCUGCUUAUUUUUAAUGUUACUAGACUCAACAGACAAAAAUAGCUCAUGAGAGAACUGUUACAUUUUAUAACUUUAGAGACGUACUGAUGUGUUUCUGCAGAUGGGUCAGGCACUGUGGAGGCUGCCUCCCAGACAACAGCAGCAGCUUCAGGAAGAGCUCGCAGAUCGCCUGGCUGACAGAGGGGAGGGAGGACGACAAGAACAAGGUAAGCUUUUAGGUAGUUUAUCGCAGUGAAAUCAGGUUUUUUAAGGUUAUAAGUUGAAAAACACAAUAUGGAAAAAGUCCUGGGUUCGGGUCCUUAAAAAUAAACUUCAGACUUGAAUAAGCUCUGAAAGCAGCAAAUGAAUUUACUUAACCAUCCUCACUUUAUUAAAAGAAAUCUAAAUAUAUAUGUUUAUAUAUAUUCUUAUGUAUAAUAAUUUAAUAAUACAUGUAAUAUAUAUGUCUAUAUUUUAUUGUAUAUAUAUUUUCUAUUAUUCAAAUAAGAAAUAUAAACGCAAACGUUUCUUUCCCACUUAAUGGGGUAUCAAAAGAAAGGAAAAAACAAACAGGAAAAGAACAACAACAAAAAAGCAAACAAUAAAAAAGGGGGAACACAUAGGUACAUACAAACAAACAAACACAUGUAGAAGGCAAAAACAUUGCACCUUAAGGGUGAUCAGAGACAUUAUAAAGAAAAUAUAAAGACCUAAGAAAUAUAAAAAUGAGUAAAUUAAUUAAACAAAAUAGUGGUCGACUAAAGGCUACAACAUACAGGACGCGUAUCAGCUCUGUUUCAGUUCCAUAUCAGAAGUGUAUGAAGCACAACUCUGCUAAAGAUACGUGCCGAGUCUAUUUUUGCUGCUCUAUGCUUCCAAUACACGUCAGUCUCUACAGAGGAGAUUGUUCUAGACAAGAUGUCAAAAACGAAAACAUGUGCUCAUUAUCUGGUAUUUAAAAAUAAAACACUGUAUGCAGACUCCCAACUUUGUAUCAGUUCGUAUAGAUGAGAAAUACUUCCUGGUUAUGGAUUUAUCAGUAACACAGAACAAUCCCAUGGUCAAUCCCUGAUCCAUGUGGAUCCCAACAGAACUUUUAACUGCUAACUCUGUCUGAAGGUAACAGCACAGCUUAAAGGAACAUAGUUUAAUUUAUUAAACACCUGCAAAAAACCUAUUAUUAGGAAAAAAAUGAAAAACAAUUGAAACUAUCACAUUUUUUUAAACUUUAAAUUGAAACUUUAAAAUCACUUUGCUUUUUCACAUAAAGUAGAGGCUCAACAGUCACCAAAUUACAAACCCAAUUCCAUUGAAGUUGGGAAAUUGUGAUAAACGUAAAUAAAAACAGAAUACAGUGAUUUGCAAAUCCUUUUCAACCUAUAUUCAAUUGAAUACACUACAAAGACAAGGUAUUUUAUGUUCAAACUCAUAAACUUUAUUUUUUAUUUUAAUAAUAAACUCAGAAUUUCAUGGCUGCAACACGUGCCGAAGUAGUUGGGACAAGGGCAUGUUUACCACUGUGUUACAUCACCUUUCCUUUUAACAACACUCUAUAAACGUUUGGGAACUGAGGAGACUAAUUGUUGAAGCUUUGAAGGUGGAAUUCUUUCCCAUUCUUGCUUGAUGUACAGCUUCAGUUGUUCAACAGUCUGGGUUCUCCGUUGUCGUAUUUUAUGCUUCAUAAUGCUCCACACAUUUUCAAUGGGAGACAGGUUUGGACUGCAGAGAGGCCAGUCAAGUACCCUCACUCUUUUACUACAAAGCCAUGCUGUUGUAACACGUGCAGAAUGUGGCUUGGCAUUGUCUUGCUGAAAUAAGCAAAGGCAUCCAUGAAAAAGACGUUGCCUGGAUGGCAGCAUAUGUUGCUCCAAAACCUUUAUGUACCUUUCAGCAUUAACGUUGCCUCCACGGAUGUGUAAGUUACCCAUGCCUUGGGCACUAAUACCAUCACAGAUGCUGGCUUUUGAAUUUUGCGUCGAUAGCAGUCCAAAUGGUUCUUUUCCUCUUUGGCCCGGAGGACACGAUGUCCACUAUUUCUAAAAACAAUUUGAAAUGUGGACUUGUCAGACCACAGAAGACUUUUCCACUUUGCAUCAGUCCAUCUUAGAUGAGCUCGGACCCAGAGAAGCCGGAGGCGUUUCUGGAUGUUGUCGAUAAAUGGCUUUCGCUUUGCAUAGUAGAGUUUUAACUUGCAUUUACAGAUGUAGUGACGAACUAUAUUUACUGACAGUGGUUUUCUAAAGUGUUCUUGAGCCCAUGUGGUAAUAUCCUUUACACAUUGAUCUUGGUUUUUGAUACAGUACCGCCUGAGGGCUGUAAGGUCACGGGCAUUCAAUGUUGGUUUACAGCCUUUUGAUGAUUAUGGACCGUAGAUGUUGAAAUCCCGAAAUUCCUUGCAAUUGUACUUUGAGAAACGUUGUUCUUAAACUGUUUGACUAUUUGCUCACGCAGUUGUUCACAAAGUGGUGAACCUUGCCUCAUCCUUGCUUGUGAAUGACUGAGAAUUUUUGGGGAAGCUGCUUUUAUACCCAAUCAUGGCACCCACCUGUUCCCAAUUAGUCUGCUCACCUGUGGGAUGUUCCAAAUAAGUGUUUGAUGAGCAUUCCUUAAAUUUCUCAGUAUUUUUUGCCACCUUUCCCAACUCCUUUGGCAUGCGUUGCAGCCAUCAAAUUCUGAGUUAAUUAUUAUUUACAAAAAAAAAAAAAAGUUUAUGAGCUUGAACAUUCAAUAUCUUGUCUUUGUAGUGUAUUCAAUUAAAUAAAGGUUGAAAAGGAUUUGCAAAUCAUUGCAUUCUGUUUUUAUUUAUGUUUAUCACAAUUUCCCAACUUCAAUGGAAUUGGGUUUUGUAUAUCCCCACCCUCCUCAUUGAGCAGCCUUGGUGAGGGGGGUGUGAGGCUAAGUUCUGUGGAUUGUACCCCAAAAAUGCAAAAAAAAAAAAAAAGGGUCUAGGGGCAUUUUUUUCUGAAAAAUAUCAUUGAUUUUCCUACACACAUUGUGCUAAAAAUCAACAACGAAAGAGCAUCAAAAAUACAAUGAAAAUAAGCACCAUUAGAAGUUUUACAUUUAUUACAGGACUUUUAAAGCAAAGGGUUAAAUUUAUGAUGUUGUACUGGGGUAAGUCAGUGUAUGAUCUUGACCUGUUGUUCCCUGGCCAUGUUCAUUAAUAGGCAGCCUGUGGGGCUCCUCCAAUUCUGGGGCUCCAAUUCUAUCCCACUAAUCAUCUGAGAUGGAGGCACCAAAAUCGGCUUUCCAGAGGGACCUUAACCAAGCAGUAUAUUCCAUAUUUAGAGUUAACAGGGUCCCAUAAUAGGAGGUUUUCAGUCACGUGAUCCUGACUUCGCGCAAGAACCAAAUGGAGGGCAGGAAGCGACCGACUGCAAUGGAGGAGAUGCAGAAAAGCUCGUACUGCGCCGGUUUAGACGCAUAUUUAGCCUUAGAUGGAGUUUACCACCCGCUUUGGGCUGCAUUCCCAAACAACCCGACUCCGAGAAGACCGGACCCCGGUGCGACGGUGGCAGCUACCGGCCUCACACCGUCCACGGGAUUCGGCGCUGGGCUCUUCCCUCUUUGCUCGCAGCUACUGAGGGAAUCCUGGUUAGUUUCUUUUCCUCCGCUUAGUAAUAUGCUUAAAUUCAGCGGGUCGUCUCGUCUGAUCUGAGGUCGUAGUCGGAGGAUGGGCGUCGGGGAGCGGGGAUAGGGGCCGAAAAGACCCUCUUUUUCCCCGUCCACCCCCUCCGGAGCUCUGGGGCGCUCCCAGCGUGUCCGGUCGCUCCGCACCCCCCUCCCUACACAGUUUGACACGACUUAACUUCGAAAUGAAAGAAUUUAAUUACGGGCUAAAAAUGAGUCAUUACCUUUGACAAAGUGGUCGGUGCACACACGGGCAUUAUCCGACGCAGCUCCUCCAGAUUGUAGGCCAGUGGUUCUCAAGUCCAGUCCUCGAGCCCCCCCGUCCUGCAUGUUUUGGAGGUUUCCCUGCUCCAACACACCUGAUUCAAAUGAUCAGCUCGUUAUCAAGCUCUGAAAUGGCUAAGUAAUGAGCUGAUCAUUUGAAUCAGGUGUGUUGAAGCAGGGAAACAUCCAAAACAUGCAGGACGGGGGGGGGGGGGGGGGGGGGGGGGGGGGGGGGGGGGGGGGGGGCUGGAGGACUGGACUUGAGAACCACUGCCGUAGGCGGAGAUUAAAAAAGCCACUUUUUCCGGCGUUUUUCAGUCAGCUUCUUAUAUCUUUCCCCUUUGUGUAAUACUACUUAGAGCACACGAUAAAAGCUCUUGUUUUUUCCCUGUUCGAUCGGUUCGAGCAGCCGUAAACGGAGCAAAACAUCGUCAUGUUGCAGGUCUCUAUAGCAGCAACUCACUUCCUGCUCUCCAUCUGUAUUGCGCGCGUGCCGCAUAACAUGGAAGUGAGGUCAAGUGAAAACCUCCUAUACCUGUUAAUAAGUUUCUUUGUAUCUGCCUUGUGCAUGCAGUAUCUUCUCAGUUACUAAAAGAGAGAGAACCAAUUAGGGGUGUAAUUUAAAAAUGGACAUGAUGAAACUACGUAUCUGAAAAUAUCUGAAAAAGUGAUUUUAGGGGAGGCUGUACGUCCCUUUGACUUGGUCAAAGGACAUAACAGUACAAUUUGAGAUCAAAUCCCCCACAGUUUUAAUACCUCUAGUAGCCAACAUAGAAGGGCCUGACCUUUUAAUCCAGGGGGAAAGUCAGGAUUUAAAGAAACAGGGGUGAGAAAAGAAAGAACCCUCUUGGUUUUGGAAUUUUCUGACAAGUUUAAAAACUUUUAGGGAGGUCUUGAAUAUAAUAUUCUUCUUAGAAAUGAGACUAACCCAUUUUGCAGAGAUAUCCAAGAUGUUAUGGAGAGGAAUAGGGGUCACUUGGGCAACUUUUUUGAUCCCUGAAGGGAAGUUAAAUUGUCUGUACUCUCAUGUGUGAUGUCUCAAGUCAUCUACCAUUUAUGGAAAAAUGUGGUCUGAUGGCUGUGGGUACAAAAGAUCUUCUGAAUCUUGCUGUCCUGCAGCGAAGAGAGAGGAGCCGUCCACCACUACUGGCCCUUUGUUCCAUCAAGGUGUUAUGAAGUGUGUGAUCCAUGUUCUUUAGUAUAGACUUCACCUUCCUUAGUGUACAUCUCUCCACCUCAUCCUCCAGUGAGUCCAACUUGAGACCACAGAAAAUGCUCCAACCACAGAGCCAGCCUUUUUCACCAGUAUGUUCAGACAUCCUGCAUCUUUGUGUUUGACACUGCCUCUCCAGCAGACUGCCGCAUAGAACAGAACACUGUAGACACCACAGACUGAUAAAACAUCUGCAGCAUCUUACUACAGAUGUCUUUUGAUUGUAGUCUUCUCAGGCAAACAAGUCCAUGUUCUUAGACCAGUCCAUCUUAUUAUCCAGGUGUACACCUAGAUAUGACCUCAUCACCUCGAUGUCCAUGCCACACGUGUUCUCUGGCUGAAGUUGGGGUUUGGAUCUGCGGAAGUCAAUGAUUUUAUUUUUUUUGUCUUUGAGGUGUGGAGUAGGAGGCAGUUUUUUUCACUGCAGUCACUGAAGGCUCUUAUCAGAUCCCUGUAUUCAGCUUCUUGUCCAUUUCUCAUACGUGCCAUGAUAGCAGUGUCAUCUGAGUAUUUCUGGAUGUGGCAGGACUUAGUAGCCAUGUUUACAUGAGAAAAAUUUCUUGAUUCAAUUAAAAUUUUGAAGGAUCAGAAAAUCUGAAUCCACUGUUUAUAUGGGCACAAAAUCAAAUAAUCCAUCCAUGACAUAGGUAUACAUGCACCAAGCUUUAGUCAGAUUAGAAGCAUUUGAACAUGCGCAGAGUUGUCUAAUUUUGCUAAAACAAUGGCAUAAGAAGAGUUGUAUAGACACCUGUGCUGUAAAGAAACCAACAAAUGCAGUAGUGGCUCACUUCAACCAAUUCAGGAUUUUUCCCCUGUUAAAUGUUGUCGCUAGAUGGCGCCCUUGCUUACUGAUUUUCUGGUCCCUUAAUAUUUUACCAUUGGACUCUUGGAAUAAUAGCGUGAUAGUGCUUAAAGAGAUCCAAAUAAACAAAAACAUACCAUGCUAUUGUUUCAUCAAGUUGUGCCUGGCUAUGGGCCCAUCUUUCGAACUCCAACCGCUGCUGCUUGGGUGGAGGGGGUGUGUGCUCACUGCUGUGACUCUUGGUCUCAGAUGCUGCGUUAGCUACCUUAAUUGCUAACUUUGUCAAAACAUCCCACUACUCUAGGUACUCCAGUAGCAGUGGCAGCUGCUGGUCUUUCGAGGAGGGGAAGCCUUUUUUUCCCCAGCCUACAUCAUAAAUGUGUUUGUUUUAUUGUUGUUUUAUUUAUAUGUAAAUUAUACCCUUGGUUCCUUUGUAAGAAAUGAUCUGUGACCCUGUCCUGACAGAAGAGAGUUGCCAAAUACUGCGCUAAUCAUUUUUACAAAGACAAAGUCGCUAGGGAUCGGUAAAGUCUCCAGAUCAAUUCAGAACAACAAAAUGAAAAACUUUAAAAUAGCUGAUUCGCUCAUCAAAAAUCAAAAAGGGAUUCCGCCUCAGACAGAUCAUCUAAUCAUCAUGCAGAAGCCGAGCGUCCGGACCAGCCCACUGCCUCAUAGACCCCCAGAGACGCUGAGCGUCAGUGGGCAGGAGAAAGCUCAGCAUUUAUCCAAUGACCGUCCAGUUUUGAGUAGUGGAACACUCUACACUUCCCCAUUGAAGUCAGUAGACACUCAGUGCCCUACUGUGUAAAGCACUGUGGCGCUGCAGGGAUGAAUGAGAAGGAAGUUGUGUCAGUUACCUGUGAUAGGUAGCUGAUUCUGAACAAAAGAUGAACCCAUUGUAGUGCUUAUUUAGUCAAUGAAAUAUACACACAGCAGUACAUAUUUCACCACUUUUUUUCACAUUUUAGGGGAAGCUGAGUUUCUCUUGCAGUCUUAGACCAAUUGCCACUGUUUAGUAGAUUGCUGUUGUUCAGCGUAGAAAGGAUUUUUGACCCAGAACAUAGUUUACAUGUUACAAAAAAUGUUGUUUUUUCCCUUUGCUUUAGAGUUGAAAAUAAUGUGAGUAUCUCCAUGAGGAGAAACUGAUCUUCCCCUCCUCGCUCACCAUCAUGCUGUGCCCUGACCUGUCCAGUCCUCUAUAUGGUGUGUGUUUGAUUACAUGUGUGACGCUAGAGGGUGACAAGUGCUUUGUUUUUCCAAUUCAAUUAAACUUUAUUGAUCGCUAUCUCGGUGGAGAUGUCAUGCUAGAUGCCAAAUUGGCUCCCCUUAAUUCAUGAUUUAUCUUGGUCUUACCAAGUGAAAACAAAUACAAAUGUCGGUUCUCGGUAAUGUACUGAAAAAACGCUUGGUUAUGAAUAUAACCAAACAAAAUACCAGUAGCAACAAGGAGAAAAACGAUCCAAAUACGUUCAGUUGCACUGGUGAGAUGGCAGCAGACACUCAUCAACUGGCCUCUGAGCAGCAACAGGUGUGCAGUGAGGACAAGCUGACAGAAACACCUGAAUGGGCCAGAAGCAUUGCCUUCCAGCUCAAACAAAUCAGACAGGAUUUCAAAAAAAAAAUGGACAGGAUAGUGGAAUCCAUUGCUGAGGGGACAUGCCCUGUCGAGUUAAGUUUCCCUUUUUCCCAGCAUCAUUGCCUGCCCCAACUCGCUCAAGGCCUGGAGAUCAAUAGAGAACACUGGAAACAACUCAGCUUGCUUUGAUUGCCUUUUUUUGUUAUUGUAGCCAGUAGCAGAAGCAGGUUGAUAACCUCAAAGGAAGUAAAUGAAAAAUCAGGCUGUCAUUGAGUAGGCACAAAAUAAAUUAUCUCCUCAAUACUGUUACUGAAAUGUUAGCCCACAGAUUAAAACGUAUCGAAAAUAGACAAACUAUCCCAGCAAUUAGAGAUGAAAACGGUAUGUUACAAUGGGAUGCUGCCUCAAUCAAUGAAUCUUUUAAAAAUUAUUACUCUAAACUUUAUAGUGCAGAGAGCUCUGAUAAUGCUGAAAUGGACAGUUUCUUUAAAGGUCUUAAUUUACCAAGGGUCAGUCCAGCUAACAGGGAUGCACUUGACGCCCCUCUCACACAAACUGAAAUUAAGACAGCAAUUCUGAAAAUGGCUUCAGGUAAAGCUUCAGGGAACGACAGCUUGAGAAUUGAAUUUUAUACUUGCUGCUAUUAUUUUACAAAAUACUGGACUCCAAAUCUAUGCCCCCCUCGAUGUGUAAUGCCAUUAUCUCCCUGGGUAGCUGAGGUUGAGUGCAUAUAUCAUCCCCAUGAGCAAGGCACAAGCUCUGGGAAUCAGUUAUGACCUCUCUUCCCUCCAGGAUGAUUUUUGCACAGGUUGGAGGUACGCCCAUCUUGUGUUGUCACGAUCUUCAUCAGUUCGCCCGUAAGAUCCCUGUCACUAUCCUGGUGGGUCAGAAUUAAUAUAAAUGCUUAAAGGUUUGUUGUCACAACACAACACAUAGAGAUACAGUAAGUAUUUAUUUUAUGUAAACACGCCCCCAUUUUUCUAGCACACAUUCAAAGACAUAGCACCACUGCGACAAAUAAUCACAUUUACACACUGUAUGUCCACUAUAGGCAAAGUGGCUGCCCAACACUUCUCACAUGCAGCUCUGUAAUGAACACUGUCCCUGUGGACUCAAAAUAUAGUGAAGUCUGAUUUACCUCCUCUCUAAAAAGUUCCUCCUCCUUUUCCUUAAGGUACACCAUUAGGCUACGAAUGGCAACCUCUUUCCUUGUCUAGGCAGAAUUGUCCUGUAAAAAAGAGAAGGAUGUUAAAAAAUGUGUUUUUGAUAAUCACAUAAAAAGACGGAAUGAUUUUUAUGUGGCCUAAUGUAUCUAAUCUCACUAGUAGUUUAGUUUUAAUUUAUAUUUUUUCCUUAGAUUAAGCCAUGAACAGUUAUCUGACAUUAUACUCCCUUAUAUGAAUUAGAGUUGUAAACAGCCAUCUAUUAAAACAUCUAGAAGACAAAAAAAUCUUACAAUUGACUGUCCAUUGUACAAUCAUGUCCAAAAAUAUAAUACCAUCUUUUUAAAAGUAUCUAUUUAUUUAAAGUAGUAUUUAUUCAUAUCUCUAGGACAAUGCGCUGUAAGUGCUGAAUCUUCAUUUUUGCUGCGCCUCCUCUUGAGAACAUCAAGUACAUCAUUUUUGAGGAGUACUGGUCCAGCUUUCCCAUGAAUGUUGUCUUCAGGCUGACAGUGGUGAUCCGUCUGAAUUCUUGGUUUAUCUGAAAAAGAAAAGGCACAAAUAGGCACAAAUUCUCACUUAUACAUUUUACUGCAAAAUACAAUAUACUGUGAAUUGUCAUAGGGAAAAUAAUUUACCUGAGCUGCAUUAAAAAGACCAGGCCAUCUUUCCAUCUGGUCACUGACUGAUGGUUCCUGAUUAACAACUUCCUGCCUGCGAAUGGAGAAUGUCUUUGCCAUUUUUUCCCCAGAGGAUCUACCAGUUGUUCUUUUUCUUCAGGAGCUCCAGUCUUUCCCCUUCCAAACUUUCCUCCGUUUCUCCUUCUGGCUUUGGAGGUAAAUAGUUAACUUCUAACUUUCUCAGCUCUUUGAUGUUUUUUGCUGGUGCUUUGUCGUGUGGUCUCUUCUUUCAGAGAGAGUUGACAUCAAGUUCAGGGCAUCCAAGGCCUCUAAGUUUUAUUUCUGUAGUUCCCCCUUUUGAUAUUUCGGCUGCUGUUGCCAUUCAUAACAUCCAUUAUAUGAUCUUGCUUCUUUCAAGCAAGGAUGCCUCAGAAUCAGCGCCUCAGCAACAUCUGCAAACUGUGAGCUUGAUGGAUAGGCAACAUAUUGAAAGAUGCUGUCAGACAGUCUUUCGAGGAUGUAGUGUAGGAUUGAGGUGAAGUUGAGUGGAGUUCCAUUGUACCUGUAAGCCUAAUUUCCUGAAGUGAGCAUCAGCUCUGUGUCAUACCCAAAGCAGGGGACAGGAAAUUCAGUUGGCCACCGCUCCGAUCGCUGCAUCAUAUGUUCAGGUGAUGAUAGAAUCAGUGUACCCUGGGAUCCAGAGGAGCAACUGCUGUGAACGGUGGCCACCAAAGUGGUGUCUGAGAGCACUGUUGCUGCACUUUGGCUGAAGAUUUCAGAUUCAUUUUCAAAUGAAGAAUUUAGUGAAGUUCAGAGUAAAUGUGGGAGGUUCAACAAUGUUAACCACCUUGACUGUAUCUUUAUCCUUGAUGUCACUUGUCGAGGUAAGGCUAAAAUAUUCCUUUCCAAAAGCAGUAAUGCAAACUAAAAUUCUCUUGAAACCCAAAUGUCCUUAAGGUUCAGAAGGACCAGCCAUGAGGAUUCACUCUCUCAUAUUCUUUCUCCAGUUAUCAGAGGAAGGAGAUGAAGCAAAGCCCAAUUUUCAUGGGCAUCAACAGAUCUUUUUGCAGCAAAAGUCAAUGGAACUGCUUGUGGUGCAUCAGAUAUAUCUGCCCAUCUGUAUGGGAACUCCUUGAUCAAUAUAUUAAGUUCAUCAAGUGUAAAAUAUUUAUUUUUGAUCAUGGCAUUUAGGCAGAGUGCUAGUUCAAAAGGUACAAUACCUCCGAAGAGGUCAUGGAGCAAAUCAGGUGGGUAGCCAGAUAAAACAUCAAAAUGUUUUAGUUUUUCUGUCAGUGGGCACUGUCUCUUUGCUCCAUAACAAUGAGAGCCACUUACCAGCCGUCUCAACAUGACAUUUAUUAUUUGGUGACCACUUUUUAGUCACCGACAACAGCUAGCUAAGAAGCUAUUGCUGCGCUAACUUUCAACCCAACAACAAAUUCGAAAUAAAUGAUGAACAAGAUUAAACUAAUUGACAGUGUCAAUUAACCUGUUGCCCUAAAACUUAACUUAAUAAACACCAAUGAUAGACUUAAUAACUAGCUGAGAAGCUAGCUUAAACAUUAGAACUGGAUAAGCAGCUAGUGUUGUGUAAAACUAUUUUGUGUACUCUCAGUUAGCUGUUGUGAAUAAAACAAGACAAAAUUGUAGUCACCAAGCUGGUGACCAGAGACAUUUUCAGGCUGUUUCCAACUGCACGCUGCUGUGUCUCCCCAAACGGCUGUUCGCACAUGUCAGUCAUCUACUCAUUUUUUUUUUUUAAAUUAACAGGACAUAGAUUUAAGUUUCCCCAACUUAGUGCAUUUCUAUGUUGAAUCAAGCUAGAAAUAUUGGUUCAAAUUAAUUAUUUUAAUUUAGACAAAAUUAUUAUAUUAGGUUAUCAACUUAUAAUAUGUAUACCAAACUUAUUUUUUAUGGCGAAAAUGUUCUUGAUUUUGAGCUAUACCUACUAACUCCAUGGGCUCUAUUUUUGUGCCCGCCGGCGGCACGGCAAGAUGGCGGACCCCGCGUAGUGGUAUUUUUCGUCCGGCGGAGCCCGUCGUACAGCCAGUUUGGUAAUUUCGUAGACUAAGGCGCACCGAGGUCCGCCAAGCUGGGCGCGGUGGUGCGGCAGGGGAAGGUGUUGACAGAAUCAGCUGGCACAGUGACAUUUUCGUGCCCACCGGCGGUGUAGAAAGUGCGCUGAAAGCUCACAGAUUCAAGCCUGGUCAGCUUUCAGUGCCGGCGGAGCGCAGCUGGUCUAGAGGUGUUUUGGUAGACCGGCGGCAUAGUGUGCAUACGUCACUGAUGCCUCACUGGCAGGUUUCCACAGUGUCAGGCACAUUUCAGUGCAAUAAAUCAUCAACACCAACCAAUAUUGGCACGCGCUUAGACAAUCAACCUGACCGAAUUAACACAGCUGAAACUGCAUUAAAUUAAAUUAAAUAACUAGUAAAUAGACACAGAUGAUGAAGUGAAUAAGAUAUUUAAUUCGUCUCCCCCCUAUUUCUCUCUUCCUCUUCCUCUUAUUUCUCGCGCAGCUCGACCUGGACAUGUGUCUGUGUCCUCUCCCCAUCCUGCUGCAGCUGCUGUGGCGGCUGAACAGAUGAUUUAUUUUAGUGAUCAGAUGAGUUAUUUACUUUAAGCCUACAUAUGCAUAUUAUAAUAUUCAGUUUUGUGAGCCAAAUUUAUUUUGUAUGCCAACAUCUAUGAAAGAAAGAGCCAGGCCACGGAGCGCAAUGCGUCAUUUACACACAGAUGGUUCCAAUUUUAAUGCCAUUAUUUGAAUUUAUGUUGUGAUCUGUGCACACAACCCACCUUGGUCAUAUGAGGUUUAAAUAUAUGCAACUUUAUGUGAGUGUCUUUAUUUGUGGAAAUGGAUGUUUGUCUUACCGGUGGGUCCAACAUUACACACACCAAAUCCAUCUGUGCUCAUAUGAGACAGUGUGCAGGAUGCCCUCUGCAGCGCUUGCAGCUACACUUGUUGAGGGGCUGCCUUCUGUCACCAUCGUGUGGCUUUGCUGUCUUCAGCCAUCUCUUGAUCUCUUUGACUACUUCACGAAAAUUGUAAUACGCCUCGCCGGUGGCAGAUUUAAAGGUGUGGAGAGUAGCUGAUCUGAUUGGCGAAAACAGGUCUCGGCUGUGUUCAACCCACUCCACGCCCCUCUACGACUUACGCCGCUGGGAGGAGCUUAGUUAGGGAGGGAGGAUACUUAGGCCGGGCUGUGCCGCUCACUAAAAUACCAAAAUGUGCUUGGGCACGCCUUGUCGGCGCGGUGGACCUAACUUAUGCUGCGCUUACGCUACGCCUUCGGCUAGGAACGAAAAUAGAGCCCCGUGAAUCAUGUCUUAGAGUGCAUACCAUCACCUCUAUUUCUCUUGAAUUCCACCACAGCUGGUCCAGAGACAUCUAAUCCCUUUUCAUCAGAUUUCUUUGGAAUAAUAGAAAACCCAGAAUUUCUUUCAAGAAACUAACUAUACCCAGAUCCAGAGGAGGGUUGGGAGUCCCAGAUAUAUAUCAGAACUAUCUCUCAUAUAAUGCAUGAUACCCACUAACCUAGGCUUAUAAAUCUGAUGCUUGCAUAGGUAGUUGGAAAUGGCUGGAGGAAAAUAUCCUUUAAUGUAAUAAGACCAUAUCAUUGGCAUUUCUAUGGUAUUGUCCCAAACCCCCACCACAGCUGGACAAUAUCAUUAUUAGGUUUUCUUGCUCUAUUGUGAAGCAGCUGCACAGGAGACUUUGUAUUGAGGGUCUCUCUCUCCCAUCAUGCCCCAUCUGGUGUAACCCCAUUUUAUCAACCGGAGAUGGCACCUUAAAUAACAAAAUCUGGUAGCAACAUGGCAUACUAACAGUUGGGCAAAUCUUUAUUCUCUUCUAUCUUUUCAACAAAUUAAAAACUUAUUUCAUAUCACAAAGUCCUCAUUUUUAACAUAUGCACAGAUAGCGUUCAUCAUGAAUAAGAAAUGUAAAGAAGGCGUUGCUCCUGCCUCCUGCCCUGAUUGGGAUGUACUAUAAGGGAAGGCAACCUUGUGGAAAGGCACAGUCUCCAACAUCUAUAGCUUAUUGUGUAGAUCUGCCCCCCUCUCCUGUCCAGCUGGCUUCAGAACAUGACCUUAAUACAUCGUUAACACCUUAUCAGUGGAAUGGUAUCUGGAGAUCUUUAUUGUAUGCUUCAAAAUGUGUGAGAUUUAGAAUUGUACAGUACAAGAUUUUAUGCAGAGCUUACAUCAACCCAGUCACAUUAUCUGAAAUGAGUAACACCAAGACUUAUGCUGGCACAACUGUGGCACUCGAGGCACAUUGCUUCAUCUACUGUGGGACUGUCCAGCAGUUAAAUCUCUCUGGUUAGAUGCUAUAUCAUAUAUGUCGCCACUUUUCAAGGUCAAGUUUCCUAUUUGUCCAGUAACCUGCCCACUUAGUAAGAGACUAGUCAACACACAGGGAACCAUAAUAGAUCAGCUCUGGACUUUGGGCUGUCUUGCCAUUAAAAUACUUAUUCUUAUGAACUGGAAAUUAAGCAAAUCCGUAUGUUUCACCAGAGAGCCAUGGUUGGGAGAAUUUUUAGAUCUCCUGAAUAUGGAACUCGAGCAUGUCUGCUAAAAGACUUCGACAAAAAUUUGGAUGACCACUGGGACAUUAUCUACAACAGCCUUAAGAACUUGGAUGGAGCUCAGAAAUUGCAACUUCCGAGUACAACUGGAACGCAGCAUCAGUGCCUCCGGGUAUUGAGUCUGUAACACCAUCAGCAAAAGAUCACAUGGAAUUUCUGCAGUUGACUUGGGUGGGAUGUAAACAAGUAUUGUUAUGAUAUGACUAAAUUCUCUUAGAACAUAAUAUGGCCAAAGAGCAAGUGCCAUCAGUUCAAUAUCUGGACAACACAACUUCUCCUUGACAGUUAUGUGUGAAGGGUUACACCAUUUCUGGUUAAUAUAUAAAGCCAGACCUCCUCCUUUCUUCUUGCCACUAGCUUUGGCAUCUCUGUCUGACCUUAUGAGAGUGAAGACAGGUAGAUCCACACUGGAGUCCAAGUUGUUUUGAUUCAACCAGGUUUCAGUAAAACACAGGAGACUGCACUUAUGGUAAGCUUUCUCAGUCUUCACCAAGAUCUCCAGCUCAUUGCUUUUGUUGGGCAGAGAGUUGAUGUUUCCCAUGAUGACUGAUGGAAGAAAGGGUUUAUAUCUCCACGUCCUAGCAUUCAGCUUCGCCGUUACACCAGCACAGCAAUUAUGAUUAUGCCUCCUGAUGUCAUCUGGGAUUUGAUGUUGUUGUCCAGAUUUGCUUUGCCUCAAUGAAAGGAGCUCUUCUCUUGAGUAAACUCUUUGUCCAGCAGAAAUAUCCAUCAGCAGCCAACAAAAAAACAGCAAAAAUAUUUUUCAAUCAAAAGUUAUAUACAAUACAGAGUAAGGCUGCAUGAUAUUGGAAAAAAAUAAUAUUGCGAUUUUUUUCAACCCUGCGAUAUAUAUUGCAAUAUUAAAAAUACAGGAAUUUUCACCAGAUGACCUGAAUAGCACUUAAUGUUAUGCUGCACUGCUGAAGUCUUGAGGACAGUUAAUCUGCUCUGAUCUUUCCUCUUUUUGUGAAUGUUAGUAGAAUGGCUUCUGUCUGUCUCAGAGAUAUUUUUAGCUUUUAUUGUGCUGGGACGUUAUUGUGGCGACAGAUGAACACAGAACACGUGUUUUGGUCGACAUCAUCCUUCUUUUAACCGAAAUAAUUCCAGAUAACUGACUUUCCUUUUCUUUUUGGCAACAAUAUCUUCAUUUUCGGUGGUUUUCGCUUGUUCGUUGUUCAUUUUGCGAUCGUUGUUGUUGUUGUUAGCAGCGGUGUUGUGCCGAGAAACGCAUGUCCUCCGAGAAUUGCAUGCACCUCGCAAAACGCGCACUGCUUAUAGUAGAGUGGUCCACGGAAAUGUACCAUUUAAAACCCAUACAGUUCUUAUUUGUUGGGCUUAAUAGUCAUGAGUAAAGUUCCGAAAGUAAUUCUCAGCGGACACGCGUCUCCCUCCAUGUGCAGAACAUGUGAAGGGGUGGGUUUCCUCCUCCCUGAUUUUUAUUGACAGCUGGCAGGGUAGUCUGAUUGGCAACUGAGAAGUGAGUCUGAUUAGCAACUGAGUUAAGGACGAAGGUGAUUGGUGGAUCGCUGCACAGCACAUGCAGAGUCACAUGGAGUGUAUCUCAGUCGGUUACCCUUGAAAUUAAAUGAGUUCAUUCACCUCCAAUAUCGCAGGCUCUGCGAUGUGACUAUCGCACACACGUACAUCGCGAUGACGAUGUUCAAACGAUAUAUCGUGCAGGCCUAAUACAGAGAGACUAGACUUGCAGCAACCUCUCAGUUUAAGCACAUCAUUUAAAUCAUUUAACCCAGGUGGCUUUGGGAUCAUGAUUGGACCAGCAACAAGUAACUACAUUGGAUAUAAAAAGUCUACUCACCCCUGUUCAACUGCCAGGUUUUCGUGAUGUAAGAAAAUGAUGGCAAGAUAAAUAUUUUUUCCACCUUUAAUAUGACCUAUAACCUGUACAACGCAAUUGAAAAACUGAAACCUUUAAGGGGAACAAUAUAAAAUAAUGAUGUUUUUCCUUGUAAGAUAAGGCUUCUGUCUUGCCACCCUACCCCAUAGCCCAGACAUAUGAAGAAGACAGAAGACUGUUGUCUCAUGUACUACACAGCCAGUACUCACCAGAAAUUCCUGCAGCUCUUUCAGUGUUUUUCCUUGUAAGAUAAGGCUUCUGUCUUGCCACCCUACCCCAUAGCCCAGACAUAUGAAGAAGACAGAAGAUUGUUGUCUCAUGUACUACACAGCCAGUACUCACCAGAAAUUCCUGCAGCUCUUUCAGUGUUGCUGUCGACCUCCUGGCAGCUUUUUUGACCAGCUUUCUUCUCAUCUUGUCAUCAACUUUGGACGGACGUCCUGUUCUUGGUAAUGUCACUAUUGUGCCAUAUUUUCUCCACUUGAUAAUGAUGGUCUUCACUGUGUUUCAUGGGAUAUUUGAUUGCUUGGAAAUUCUUUUGUAAUCUUAACCUGACUGAUAUUUUUUGAAUAAUAAGAUCCCUCUGAUGCUUUAGCAGCUCUCUGCUGACCAUGGCUUGUGCUGGAAGAUGUGGCUACAAAAGUGUCAGGAAAAGCCUACUAGAACAGCAGAACUUUAUUUGGGGUUGAUCAGAGGCACUAUAAUUGGUGGCUGACUCCAAUUUAACAUGAGUUUGAAUGUAAUUGGUCAAAUCUGAAUGCAGCCACAUCCCCAGUUAUUAAAGGGUGUGCACACUUAUGCAACCACAUUGGGCUCUAUUUUCGUGCCUCGCUGGAGACGUGCUGCAGGCGCGGUGUAACUCAGGUCCACCGCGCCGACAAGGCGUUCCCAAGCACAAUUUGGUAUUUUGGUGAGCAGCGCAGCCCGGCGUAAGUAUCCCCCCUCCCUAACUCAGCUCCUCCCAGCGGCGUAAGUCGUAGCGAGGGAGGAGAAAGGGCUUGGAGUGGGUUUAACACAGCCGAGACCUGUUUUCACCAAUCACAUAAGCUCCUCUCCUUGCCUUUAAAUCCGCCACAGGCGAGGCGUAUUACUAUUUUCAUGAAGUAGUCAAAGAGAUCAAGAGAUGUCUGAAGACAGUUAUGUCACACGAUGGCGACAGAGGGCAGCUCCUCAACAAGUGUCAUAGUACUUGAGCCAAGAACCAAAAUUUCACAUAUCGGUACCACCUGGGUGGGCAAAUUCUCAGUGACAGUAUUAUGUACUAAGCCAAAACUUGACAGUCAUAUUUGCUGUCACUGUUCCUUAUGGAAAGAAUAGGACUUUGAAUAGGAAUUUGAGUUUUUCUGAGAUGAUUGUAUAGAGUGUAUACAUCAGUAGAUCUUAAUUUGUUGGUAAUGUCUUCUUGCCCUGCACCAGCCAGGAUGAUUGUAUAAUGAGUUCCUGCAUUUAAAAUAUGUCAGUGUCAUAUUAAAGUUGUGUUAUUAUAGUGCUAUUAGUCUGCGUUUACUUUACUUCUACUUCUAAGUAAAAAAAUAUCCUUAAUUUAGACCUUGAUUUAGACCUGACAAUUGGCUAAUUGAAGCUUAUAUAUACACACCUGUAUUAGAUAAAUUACUUGAAAUACUACUUAGGGGGUUAUUACAAGUCUCUAUGGCUAGCCAAUAGUUCAAACACACCUAAAUGAGAGGUUAAAAUGAAAGAAAGCUAAUUUUGAAGGAAGGCAAUUUUUCAUUUUUGAACAGCUGCACUCUAUUACUUCAAUGAGUGAUAACUACAAUAAAGCUACCAGUUACCAAGGUCUAUCAUAUAAAACUUAUUGUAGGGAUGUAUAGCAAUAAAAAAAUCACAACUAGAAUUUGCCCACCCAGGUGGUACUGAUAUGUGAAAUUUUGGUUCUUGGCUCAAGUGCUAUGAUACCUGAAAGAACUGCUCCACCAUCAAAUUGGGCCACUCCCACUUCAUCAACUCAUUUAAUUAGACACAGGUUUGAUUCAUUUAUAGAAAACAGCAGUGUGACCCAAAAAGAGUAUGACUUUUAAUGUGCUUUUGACUUUCUGUGUUGCUUUUGGAGUUAACAAAAAUUCGCCUAUUGAGGAAAAUAACAAAAUGAGAAAAAAUAUAAAAAGCUACCCCUAUGAAAAGUCUAUCACAUUUUAAUUUACUUAUAUUGACCCUAAAAACAAUUUAGUAUAUGUAAGGUUUUGCCCACCCAAGUGGUACCGACAUCUGGUCCGGCUCAAGGACUAUCACUUUAAGCGCUGCAUCGGGCUUCCUCCACACUCUCUCAUAUGAGCACAGAUGGAUUUGGUGUGUGUAAUGUUGGACCCACUGGUAAGACAAACACCCUUUUCCACAAAUAAAGACACUCACAUAAAGUUGCAUUUAUUCAAACCUCACGUGCCAAGGUGGGUUGUGUGCACAGAUCACACCAGAAACUCCAAAAAUGGCAUUAAAAUUGGAACCAUCUGUGCGUAAAUGACGCAUUGCGCUCCGUGGCCUGGCUCUUUCUUUCAUAGAUGUUGGCAUAUAAAAUAAAUUUGGCCCACAAAACUGAAUAUUAUAAUAUCCGUAUGUCGGCUUAAAGGAGGGAGACGAAUUACAUAUCUAGUUAACUUCAUCAUGUGUGUUUAUUUACUAGAUAUUAAAUUUAAUUUGAUGUGGUUUCAGCUGUGUUGAUUCGGUCAGGUUGUGUGUCCAAACGCGUGCCAAACGCGCUCAUCAGAUCAGAUAUAGAUCAGAAUAUAUCUAUAUAGAUCUAAAUGUAUGUGCUGACUCAGAUUAUUAGUUGUUGAUGAUUAUUUAUUGCACUGAAAUGUGCCUGACACUGUGGAAACCUGCCGGUGAGGCAUCAGUGACACAUGCCGAUACGCCGCCGGUCUACCAAAAUACCACUAGACCAGCUGCACCCCGCCUGCGCUGAAAGCUGACCAGGUUUGAAUCGGUGAGCUUUCAGCGCACUUUACACGCCACUGGCGAGCACGAAAAUGUCACUGCGCCCGCUGAUUCUGUCGACACCUCCCCCUACCAUGCCACCACGCCCAGCUUGGCGGAUCUCGGCUCGCCUCCGUGCACCUCAGUCCACGAAAAUACCCAACUGGCUGUACGCCGGGCUCCGCCAGACGAAAAUACAAGUGCGCGGGCUCCGCCACCCUCCGUCGCCUCACCAGCGUACACGAAAAUAGAGCCCAUUAUCUCAGUUGUUUAUUUUUACUUCACCUCCCUGUUGUGUUGUACAGGUUAUAGGUCACGUUAAAGGCAGAAAAAGUUGUGAAUUUAUUUAUCUUGAUGUAUCUUUUUUACAUGACAAAAACUUGGCAUUUGAACAGGGGUGUGUAGACUUUUUACAUCCACUGUACAUAGGCAUGCAAUUUGAUACCUGGUGCUCCCAAACCCCUGUUUUCAGAGGGCUGUUCCAACACUUUGACUUGUAACUUGUUUAUUUUUCCAAGAAAAAGAGGACAGAGAGCUGUUAAUAGAGAGUGAUUUGAAUUUCAAAAGAAUUGGAAUCAUUUGAAAUGGGCACCAUACUUUUUUUUAAAUGACACAUUGUCAGAUUGAGUUCUGUUCAAGUUUCUUGUAGAGUCAGUUUCACAGCUGUGCAGUCCUUAAUUUAAAAUCUAGUCUUGGCUCUGGAGCAUUGUGAUGAGCAUUUUUUCUCAACAAUCUGACACUUUAUGGAUAAAGCUAUUGGACAGAAAAGUUGCAGACUUGAUUUCAGUAUUCCACAUAUUGUCAGAAUUUACUGUACAAUAACUUUAAAGGUAUCAAAUACUUAAGCAGAAGAGUUACAGUAAAACAGUUUAAAGUAAAAUGUUUAAAUGUGUAAAUAAAUCUUCCAAAAAAUAAUGUGUUUUGAAUCCCCCCCAAAAUAAUGUUGUGUUUUUGUCAGGGAGGGAUGGAGGUCCUCAGAGGCGAGCUCCUCAGCACUGUUCAGGCCCUGACAUCUACCACCUGCUGAGGACACGCAUGGGAGGUAAGGACAUGGGAACACAUGCUAACUCUGAAAAUAGACUUGAUUUAGGUUGAAGGUUUGAACAGCCUCUGCAGCUGCUACUACAAACAGGACAAAAAAAAAGGGACCACCUAAUUUGUAAAGCAUGCAGAAAGGGUUAAAGCACCACAAAACACGUGACAGCAUCACUCUGUGUGGAUGCUGUUUGUGCACACUGACAUGCUUUUUGGGGUAAAAUUAGUCUCUUUCUAUGCAGAUGGUGUAGUGUGGCUGGUUAGUUGUGAGGACCCAGAAGCAGACACGGAGACUGAGAUCAACUUAAAGUGAAUUUUAAUGUCCAAACAAAAGGUAGUAGAUGCAAACAGAGGAUGUCCGGUAGGCUGGUUGGCUGGCUGUAGUGUGGGCUGGAGACACUGCAGGAAAAACCAGAGGAGACAGGAGUUAUUGAACAUGAAAAGAAUCACAAGGAGCAAAGUUACUGAUACUCAUACAACGAGGUUGGCCAGCAGACGCGUCUUUACCGCUAGGAAAGGUAGACAAUACUCAGGCGCUGAGAGUGAGGGCUGCAGGCUUCUUAAAGUCCCUUGAUUGGAGAUGUGGAGCAGGUGUGUCGACUCACUCAGCCUCAGCGCCGGGGGAGGGGAGGAAGCUCUGGAAAAGAGUAAAGCCAGACCAGGCAAACAGAGAAAUACAGGAAGUCCAGCCAAAAUAAAACAGGAUGAGGAGGCGUCUCACCACAGAUGGACCCCCCUUAACGAACGCCUCUUGGCGUUCUGCCCGGCUUGUUGGGGUGAGCGACGUAGAAGUCCUCAAGGAGUUGGUGGUCCAGGAUGAGGGAGCGGGAGAUCCAGGAACGCUCCUCUGGACCGUACCCCUCCCAGUCCACGAGACAUUGGAAGCCUCGCCCCCGAGGCCGCACGUCCAGGAUCUUCCGUACAGUGAGGGCAGGGAGGUCGUCAAUCAACCGGGGGGGUGGAGGGGCUCAGGGUGCAUGACGUAACAGGUUUGUUGGAGGAGUGCCCCCACUGUAGGACCUGGGAACGUGCAACCCCAGGGACAAAUUUUCUGUCCGGCGGGCCAGUUCCCGGGUCUGGGUGGUUCCGGAGGGCCUGGUCCACGAUGGUGUCGAUCUCCCAAGAGGUGGAGCCGACAACACAGGAGGCAGGGAGGAUGGUGUCUGGUUCGCUGGGUUCCGGGGUAACCGAGGAGUUGGUCCGAGAAAGGGUGUCUGGUCUGAGGUCGCGGGAGCCGGGAAAACAGGAGACGGUGAAGGUGAAUCUACGGAGGAAGAGGGACCAGCGGGCUUGCCUGGAGUUGAGGCGUUGAGAAGAUAGGAGAAGAUGAAGGUUUCUGUGGUUAGUCCAGAUGAGGAAUGGGUGAUGCGCUCCUUCCAGCCAGUGUCUCCAUUUUUGCAGUGCCCACACAACAGCCAGCAACUCACGGUUUCCCACGUUGUACUUUCGUUCGGUGGGUGAGAAUUUCCUGAAGAAGUAGGCGCAAGGAUGGAGCUUCUGGGUCUCGGUAUCCCUCUGUGAGAGGACGGCCCCCACUCCGGAGUCCGAGGCGUCGACCUCCACCAUGAACUGGAGAGAGGGAUCUGGGUGUCUGAGCACAGGGGGCGAGCGGAGGCAGUGAGAGUGGCAGUGAGGGCUCCAGGCGGAGAUUGACACUGUGGACCAGUUGAUCUGGGGAUUGUGGAUCUGCAGCCAUGGGAGUCCAAGCACCAGGGGAGAGUGAGGAGAGGGAAGCAGGAACAGCCGGAUGUCCUCCCGAGGGUUACCAGAGAGGAUGAGGGUGAGAGGAGCAGUGCAGUGGGUGAUAGAGGCUAUCACUCUGCCAUUGAGAGCGAUGACCUUACGGGGGACCGGGAGUUCCUCCAGGGGGAGCUGAAGUCGCGCUGCCAGUCCGGCGUGAAUGAAGUUAUUGUCCGCCCCGGAGUCAAUAAGGGUUUGGAGCGACGUGGAGCCCUUCCCCCACAGGAGACUGGCAGGAACAGCGAUACGUCUAGGAGAGCUGGGAACAGAGGAGGUGUGGCUCUUCAGGGUGCCGACUGUCACUGAUGCCUGGCCGUUUGACUUGUUCGGGCAGUUGGCCAAAAAGUGACCGGCCUGGCCACAAUAAACACAGAGCUUUAGCUCUAUCCUCCGUCUCCGUUCAUCUGGGUGUAGUUUGGUGCGGCCGAUCUGCAUGGGUUCCCCGGCAGAGGGCGCCGGAUCUGGGAAGACUGAGGGCUGCAGAGGAGACCCGCUGACCGCAACAGAGGAAGGGGAGUCUAUACUAGGUACCGGGGAAUGACUUUUCUUCUCCCUCCGCCUCUCCCUGAGGCGAUUAUCUAUUCUGACAGCUAGCGCUAUUAGCUCCUCAAGGGAGGAGGGCUCAUCUCGAGCCGCUAGCUCGUCUUUCAAUUGUUCAGAGAGGCCCCGAGUGAAUAUCCCUUUUAACUCGAGUUCCCCCCACCCACUCUCGGCCGCCACUGUACGGAACUUAAUGGAGUACUCCGCCACUGACCGAGAGCUCUGGGUGAGGGAAAACAACCGUUUGGUACACUCGGGGCCCUCGACAGGAAAAUCAAAUAUCUUCCGGAGCUCCUCUGAGAAUAGGGCGUAAGAGGAGAACCUAGGUGAUUCCCUAUCCCAGACGGCCGUAGCCCACUUAGCGGCUCUACCUCUCAACAGAUUUAUGGUGUAAGCUAUUUUAGACCGAUCUGAGGGGUAACUAAUGGGCUGUUGGUCAAACACUAAGGCGCAGCGGAGCAGGAAAGCUCUGCAGCCCCCAAUCUCCCCAGCAUAUGGCUCAGGAGGAGGGACAUAGGGCUCUUUGAGGAUAGAGGGAGGUGGAGGAGGUGAAGAGGGGACCGUACUCACAGAGGGGGGAGAUCCUGUUUGCUGCUGUGGAAGCCGAGAGUAGUUGCUCUGCCAGCUGCGCCACUUGAACAGAGAGGCCUUGAAAAGAAUGAUUGAGAUCCUGGAGCAUAUCCUCAUGUUGACCCAGCCGAGUACCGAGCUUCUGGAGGGCUUGCUGAACUCUGUCUGGGUCUGCUGGGUCCAUUUUCCUGGCCUGAGUAUUCUGUAGUGUGGCUGGUUAGUUGUGAGGACCCAGAAGCAGACACGGAGACUGAGAUCAACUUAAAGUGAAUUUUAAUGUCCAAACAAAAGGUAGUAGAUGCAAACAGAGGAUGUCCGGUAGGCUGGUUGGCUGGCUGUCGUGUGGGCUGGAGACACUGCAGGAAAAACCAGAGGAGACAGGAGUUAUUGAACAUGAAAAGAAUCACAAGGAGCAAAGUUACUGAUACUCAUACAACGAGGUUGGCCAGGAGACGCGUCUUUACCACUAGGAAAGGUAGACAAUACUCAGGCGCUGAGAGUGAGGGCUGCAGGCUUCUUAAAGUCCCUUGAUUGGAGAUGUGGAGCAGGUGUGUCGACUCACUCAGCCUCAGCGCCGGGGGAGGGGAGGAAGCUCUGGAAAAGAGUAAAGCCAGACCAGGCAAACAGGGAAAUACAGGAAGUCCAGCCAAAAUAAAACAGGAUGAGGAGGCGUCUCACCACAGAUGGACCUCACUUUAAAAAAUGUCUUGUUCACAAACCUUGAACUGACAGCGCAUUAUGUUUAAGUUACCUCUGGGAUGCAUUAGAAAUCAUCAAAACAAACUUCAUUGUUAAAACCAGCGUUAAAAGAGUUUUUUCUUGUCAUUUUUUAGACUGAUCUAACAGAGCUCAAGUUUUGAGAGAUGUGUUGGGCAAAGUGAAGUUUCUACUCUGCAGGUGCUCCAUAGCUGAAAGAGAGCUCAGCUAGUUAUUCCCUGGGGAACUAUUGUUAUACUGUGGAUUUUUUCUUAUUCUUCUUCAGGACAAAAUUUGAUUCACUAUUAGACCUACAGUUUGAAGAGUUGUACGACACUUCUAUCAAAACGUAAGGUGUGAUUGGGAUCAGUGUGCUAUUACUAUUUUAUACUAAUUUUUCACGACUUAAGCCGCAAAAAGUAACAAUUUUCGAUUUAAGUCAACGGGACACACGCACACAUAAAAAGGAGGAAAUAUUAGUUUUUCAAAUGUCUACUGCCCGGCAUACUUUCAUACUUUCACCUAGAGUCAUCAUUUAAACCUAAAAAAGGAGACACAUUCUUGUCUAUUGGUGUAUUCAUGCACAUUUUGAUAGGUAUGGUAGUGUUCGAUCACUCACUGUUCAAUGACCAUGAUCACUCUUGGAAUAAUUUUGAGAUUAUAAUGGGUGCGUAUUCUGUGGAAUGUUCGUGCCAGAGUGGGUGAAAUCCUGGCCUGAGCCCACAGCUGAUAUUAAUUGACUAAUCAGGGACUGCUCUGAUGUAUCUCCAUCACUGAAUCACUUGUAGAGCAAUUUGAUUAACAACAAAAUGCUGAUUCUCAAUUUAAAUUCUUAUGAGAGCCAGGGAGUUAAUGCAAUGGCACUGGCCCUUAUACAAUGGAGAUGCUAUAAACUUUCCAGCAGGCCCUUAUACAUUAAUGAGUUCAGAUUUGUUACAAGUCCUACAGCUUGAAAAGUUGCAGGACCAAUUAUAUACUGAAACAUGCUGUUUUAUCAGGAUUGGUGUGCCAUUACUUUUCUACACUGUACAAAAAAAAAGAGCAAUCAUUGAAGUUUUUCGAACGUCUACUUCUCUGGGAAAAAAUAGACCGACAAGCAACACCGUAAAUCCUUUUUUUCUAAUUUAUUGAAAUAUAUUUUAUUUUGAAAAUUGACCAUAUUCUCUCGCAUCUCCUGUUCCCGACUUCCUGUCUGGUCCGAUCUGCCCUGUCCAGCUUUACAAUUGGCACUUGCAGGGCGCACGGCUCGCGCAAAAAAUAGAGGAAAGCAGAGCGGCCGCACUCUUCCGCACGCGCUGUGUGAACAGUCACAAAGGUUAACACGGGCGCUGAUCCGAAACUCGGUGCGUGGCGCUUCCGCUUCCACGUGCAGCGCUUCCUGUGUGAACCAGGCGUUCAGAGGGAAUACCGUGAGUGUAGCGUCUUUUGUGUCACUGAGACAUGGCUGCACUUGCAUAUUCCGGACCACAGCAUGGCGGCACCCGGCUUCAGCGUUGUUCGGGCCGACAGAGACGUUAUUAGCAGCGGUAAGUAGAAGGGAGGAGGGAUUGCACUGUAUGUGAGUGAGAGGUGGUGUAAUCCCGGGCAUGUGCACGUGAAGAAACGUCUCUGUGAACCGAACAUUGAACUGUUUGCUGUCGGAAUGCGUCCAUAUUACCUGCCCUGGGAAUUCAUGUCCGCCAUUGUGAUCGCUGUUUACAUCCCCCCAUCAGCUGAUGCACCGACGGCCUGUGACGUCAUCACCUCCACCAUUGCCAGGGUACAGACUCAACAUCCCAAUGUUUUCACUGUUAUUACUGAAGACUUUAAUCAUAUCUCACUGGACAAAGUACUGCCAACUUUUCACCAGUAUGUUGACUGCCCCACCAGAGAAAAUAAAACCCUGGAUCUGCUGUAUGCAAACACCAGAGUGCAAAAAUGCAGUUAUAACAAUAAAGAUCCUAAUAUUAAGAACUUAAAUAAAUGUAAUAAUUAAGAAAAAAUUUAGAAAAAGGAAAAAGGGAGAAGAAAAGUAAAACUAUCUACAAUAUACACAAUUUAAAUGCCAGAAAAAAGUGGUGGUGUAAAUCUAGUUAUUAUUACAGUUCGUUGUAAAGUCUUAUUGCAGAGGGGAGGAACGACCUGCGGUAGCACUCCGUCCUGCAAGGUGGAAGUCUAAGUCUGCUGCUGAAGGAGCUGCUUUAAGCCCCCACAGUCUGAUGCAGUGGGUGAGAGGGAUUGUCCAUGAUGGAUACAAGCUUUGUUAACAUCCUCCUCUCACCCACCUCCUCCAGGGAGUCCAAAGAACAGUCCAGGACAGAACUGGCCCUCCUGACCAGUCUAUUCAGUCUCUUCCUGUCCCUCUCGGUGCUCCCUGCCCCCCAGCAGACCACUGCAUAGAAAAGUGCAGAUGCUACCACAGAGUCAUAGAAAGUCCUGAGCACAGUCCUGCACACUCCAAAAGACCUCAGUCUCCUCAGCAGGUGGAGACGACUUUGGCCCUUCUUGUUCAGAGCAUCUGUGUUUGUUGACCAGUCCAGUUUGUUGUUGAGGUGGACACCCAGGAAUCUGUAGGACUCCACCAUCUCGAUGUCCAGACCCUGGAUGUUCACUGGAACAGUCUGAGGUGUCCCCCUCCUGCGGAAAUCCACGACCAUCUCCUUUGUCUUUCUGGCGUUGAGCUGGAGGUGGUUUGUGCCACACCAGUUGACAAAGUCAGUGAUGACAGUCCUGUAUUCCCGCUCAUCCCCUGACAAUACACAUCUGACGAUGGCUGUGUCAUCAGAGAACUUCUGGAGGUGACAGCUCCCAGAGUUGUAGCUGAAGUCUGAGGUGUACAGGGUGAAGAGGAAGGGGGAGAGCACUGUCCCCUGUGGAGCCCCCGUGCUGCAGACCACCAAGUCCGAUAAACAGUUCUGAAGCCUCACAAACUGUGGUCUGUCGGUGAGGUAGUGCACGGUCCAUGCGGUUAGGUGACAGUCCACUCCCGCCCUCCCGCCCGCUCGAGCUUCCCCCUGAGCAGUGAAGGCUGGAUGGUGUUGAAAGCACUGGAGAAGUUAAAAAACACGACCCUCACAGUGCUGCUGGUAUUCUCCAAGUGGGCCAUGGACCUCUGCAGCAGGUAGAUGACUGCGUCGUCCACCCCGAUGUUCGGCUGGUACGCAAACUGCAGAGGAUCCAGAUGAGAGCUCACCAGGGGCCGGAGGUUCCUCAGCACGAUCCUCUCCAGAGUCUUCAUCAGGUGAGAAGUGAGGGUCACAGGUCUGAAGUGGUUGGGCUCCCUGGGGUGUGCUGUCUUGGGGACAGGAAUCACGCAGGAAGUCUUCCACAGUGUUGGGACCCUCUCCAGACUCAGGGUCAAGCUGAAGAUGUGCAGUAGCACCUCACAGAGCUGGUCUGCACAGUCCUUCAGGAGUCUGGAGCUGAUGCCGUCAGGACCCGUGGCUUUCCUUGGCUUCAUCUACCUCAGCUCACUUUUCACCUGGUCAGCUGUUAUGGAGAGGCUGGGGGUGGUGGUGGAUGAGUGGAGGGGGGUUGAUGAUGCCGGUGCCAUGGAACUGAGGUGGUGUGAAGAAGAAGCAGCAGACGGUUCGUUGGUUUGAUGAGUCGGGGGAGCAGAGUCAAAUCUAUUGAAGAACAGAUUCAGCUCGUUGGCCCACUCCCUGUCUCCUGCUUCAGGUCUCCUCUCAUGGCCCCUGCUAUGACCUGAGAUGGAUUUCAGGCCUCUCCAGACCUCCCUUGCGUUGUUCUGUUGCAAAAGGUUUUCCAUCUUGGUCUUGUAGCUGGCCUUUCCCUCUCUGAUCUUCUUCUUCAGCUCAUUCUGCACCCUCCUCAGCUCCUCCUUGUCCCCACAUUUAAAGACCCUCCUCUUCUCCUUCAGGAGGACUUUAAGUUCCGGGGUCACCCAGGGUUUUCUGUUGGAGAAACAGCAAACCCUGGGUGACCCUUUCCACUUUCCUGGUGGGUACGGUGUUCUCAACACAGAAGUUUAUAUAGUCCGUGAUACAGUCUGUCAUGGUGUCGAUGUCAUCACCAUGUGGGCCGCACAGUACAUCCCAGUCUGUGGUCUCAAAACAGUCCUGCAGCGCCUCAGUGGCCUCCUCAGACCACCUCUUAACAUACCUGAUGGUUGGGGGUUGUUUCUUUACCAUAGGUAUGUAAAUGGGCUGCAGUCUCACCAGGAUGUGAUCUGAGCGGCCCAGCGGGGUAGGGGGGAGGAGUUGUAUGUAUCCUUGGUGUUUGCAUACAGUAAGUCCAAAGUUUUAUUGUCUCUUGUUUGGCAGUUUACAUACUGGCUGAAGGUAGGGAAAGUGGAGGAGAGCGAUGCAUGAUUAAAGUCUCCAGAGAUGAUGAUCAGAGACUGAGGGUGUGAUGUUUGUAGCUUGUACACUUCACUAUGGAGGAGUUCACAGGCUGCAGCAGCAUCAGCCUCCUUUCUUCUUACCACUCUCCCUCACGCUCCGGUCCGCUCUGACGAGGUGAAAUCUGUCCAAAGUUACGAGCGGGUCCGGAGUCAGUUCGUUCAUCCAUAACUCCGUGAACAUCAUGAGGCUGCACUCCCGAUACUCCCACUGCAGCCUAGUCAGCGCUGUGAGCUCUUCCAUCUUGUUGGGGAGAGACCUCACGUUUCCCAUGAUGAUGGACAGGACAGUUGGUUUAUAAUGUCUCCGCUUUGCCCGAUGCUGAACUCCAGCCCUGCAUCCUCUUCUUCUCCUGCGGAGCUUAGCGGGGGAUGUCCAGUCUCUCCCACGAAGGUGGCCGGGCUUGGCGCAAAGCUAACAACUGUUCACGGCUGUAAACAAUGGGGCCGCUGAAUGGGUCGCGGACUUAAAAACUCAGAAAAGUAAAAGAAAACAAAAUGCAAGAGUCAUGAAAUGCACAUCCAUGGUUGGAAUAUGCAAGACACACCACUGCUGAAAAAAAGAAAGACAAAUAAGGUGCCAAAAAACAACAAUAAGAGGGCAAAAACGUAAAGUCUCGGAGGAGCUGAUGUGACUUGCUGCCACUCUCAGGGCGCUCGAGUCACGAAGUCCGGUUCGGAAUAGAUCAGGUUCUGAGAAAACUCCACCAUCCCAAACCUGACUGUACGCUGCUUCCCCAACAAUAAGCCAUGGAUCACCAGUGACCUGAAAGCCCUCCUUAGUAAGAAGAAGAAGGCUUUCAAGUCCGGUGACAGAGAGGAGCUGAGGAGAGUGCAACAUGAACUCAGGGAGAAACUGAGAGGGUGUAAAGACACCUACAGGAGGAAACUGGAGGCCAAACUCCAGCAAAACAACGUGAGGGAAGUGUGGACUGGGAUGAAGCACAUCACAGGUUGUAAAGGGAGACAAAGGCAACCAUCAGGCAGCCUGGAGAGAGCCAACAAGCUGAACACUUUCUUUAAUAGGUUCAGCUCACAGCCGUCUGUCUCCCUCAUACAUCCAGUCCCCCACACUCCCUCAUCACAUCAACCCCUCCCCCCUGUGGUGAGCAAUCCUGUGCAGCAUCCCUCCUUCCCCUCCCCCUCAACCUCCGCCUCCACUGGAAACAUCAGCUACCCCCCCCCCCCCCCCCCCACACACACACACACACACACAUGACCGUGACUACGGGCCAGGUUAGGAGACAGCUGGAGAGGCUCCAAGAUAGGAAGGCAGUAGGACCUGAUGGCAUCAGCCCUAGGAUCCUGAGGACCUGCGCCAGCCAGCUGUCUGCUGUCAUCCAACACCUCUACAACCUGAGCCUGAGUCAAGAGAGAGUCCCAGUGCUGUGGAAGACGUCCUGUCUCGUUCCUGUCCCAAAGAAGUCGACUCCAUCUGACCUCAAUGACUACCGACCAGUUGCCCUCACUUCCCAUCUGAUGAAGGUGCUGGAGAGGUUGGUCUUGGCCCACCUGAGGCCACAGGUGAAGGAGCUCUUAGACCCUCUACAGUUUGCCUACCAGCCCCAUUUGGGAGUUGACAAUGCUGUUAUCUACCUGCUGCAAUGAGCUCAUCUGCAUCUGGAUGGUGGUGGCAGCACUGUGAGAAUCACCUCCUUUGAUUUCUCCGGUGCUUUCAACACCAUCCAGCCACUGCUGCUGGGUGAGAAGCUGCGGGUGAUGGGUGUCGACACCUCCAUUGUCUCCUGGAUCACCGACUACCUGACGUACAGGCCACAGUUUGUCCGUCUGGGCAGUGUUCUGUCUGAUGUGGUGGUCAGUGAUGCAGGAGCUCCACAGGGGACUGUGCUAUCCCCUUUCCUUUUCACCUUGUACACCACUGGCUUUCAGUACAACUCCGAGUCAUGCCACCUGCAGAAAUUUUCUGAUGACUCGGCUGUUGUUGGGUGUAUAAGCGGGAGAAGGGAUGGGGAGUACAGAGCAGUGGUGGAUAACUUUGUGGAGUGGGCUGGACGCAAUCACCUGAGGCUGAAUGUCACCAAGACCAGAGAGAUGGUCAUCGACUUCAGGAAGAAAAGGACUGCUUCACAGCCGCUGUGCAUCCUGGGAGAAGAUGUGGAGGAGGUGGAGGCCUACAAGUACCUGGGCGUCUAUGUCAACAACAGACUGGACUGGAAAUCCAACACCAACGCUGUCUACAAGAAGGGGAUGAGCAGAGUCUACUUCCUGAGGAAGCUGAGAUCCUUCAACGUGUGCAGCAAGAUGUUGGAGAUGUUCUACCAGUCUGUGGUGGCCAGCGUACUUUUCUUUGCCGUGGUUUGUUGGGGGAGUAGCAUCAGAGCCAGUGACACCAACAGACUCAACAAACUAAUCAGGAAGGCUGGCUCCGUGAUUGGCUGCAAACAGGACACUGUGGAGGCUGUGGUGGAGAGGAGGACACUGAACAAACUGUUAUCCAUCAUGGAUGACCCUGACAACCCUCUCCACCUCACUCUGGACAGACAGCGGAACUCCUUCUCCAACAGACUGUUUCAGUUCCGCUGUCGAAGGGACAGAUACAGGAAAUCUUUCAUGCCACAAGCAAUUGCACUGUUUAAUAACUCACAUCUGUCAGACAGGGACUCACAUCUGUCUGCUGUAUAGUCCAUUUUUAAAACUCCUACCACAUCACAUUACUGAGCACCUAAAUUUGUCUGUUUAUUUAUCAUCCCAUCUGUAUAUUUCACAUUCCAUAUUUAUUACUCAUUUCAUAUUUAUUACUCAUUUCAAUAGCCCACGUUCAUCAUAUCUCACUUUUUUCUCUUAGGAUGUUUAGUAUAUUUAGUCUGUAUUUAUUGUAUAUACUUAGUAUUUUUAUUUUUUUAGUCUGUAUUGUACUUACGUCUUCAUAUAUUAAAUUUAAUUUUGCUGCUGUAACAUGUGAAUUUCCCAGUUUGGGAUCAAUAAAGUCUACCCAUCUAUCUAUCUAUCUAUCUAUCUAUCUAUCUAUCUAUCUAUCUAUCUAUCUAUCUAUCUAUCUAUCUAUCUAUCUAUCUAUCUAUCUAUCUAUCUAUCUAUCUAUCUAUCUAUCUAUCUAUCUAUCUAUCUAUCUAUCUAUCUAUCUAUCUAUCUAUCUAUCUAUCUAUCUAUCUAUCUAUCUAUCUAUCUAUCUCUAUCUAUUUGAACUAAAAUGUUAGUGUCCACUAACCUUUAACAACUGUUUAGUUCAUGCUGAGGUAUAAAGGAUCCUGUGUCUUGUCUGCAGGUAAAGAGCAGCACGGUUUUAUAGACCUGGAGAUGCUUCCUCCUGAGUUAGGCAUCACCAUCCUGUCCUACCUGAAUGCCACAGACCUGUGCCUGGCCGGCUGCGUGUGGCAGGACCUGGGAAACGAUGAGUACCUGUGGCAAGGGUGAGCUCACCUGAGCUUCCUGUUAACUGUUUGUGGCAGUCUGAUACUGAUUUAGAUUUAAAAAGAAGACCCUGAACUGACAGCAGCUUUGCACAAGUUAUAGUAAAAAUACACUUUGAUACGAAUAUGCUACUAAUCUGGUAUUAAUUCUAUUCAUAUAGGACAAAAAAGGUAAAGUCAUGCCAAGCAUGAGUCACUACAUCACACUUGUUACUGGACAUCAUUUUAAAAUCAUACAGUGAUAGGGCGAGACAACCAUAUUUUGAGUCAGAAGAUAAAGCAGGAAAGUUGCUUGCCAGAUAUCUCCUCCCACAAACUUUGAGUCAAUGAAGGAGUUUGUGUGUGAGCAGAGAGCUCAUUUAUUACACGUUCAUCUAUCAUAACAUAUAUCAUUGCACAAUGCUGUUAGAGUAAAGCAGCUGUUGAAUUUUGAGCCCACAGUGGUGUACAAUAAUAAUUUCACGCUUUGGAAAGUGCCCCCUAUUUUUUUUUAUCAAUACAUGCUGCUGCCACCAGCUGCUAUUCCUGUUCAAACAUUACUCAGUCUUUUUACAUCCUCUUGCAUAAUUUUCAUAGGUGUCCCUAAAAUAUUUUUUGCAUCAAUUUUGAAGCGAUCACCAGUGGUGAAACGGCAAAAUGAAUCUUAAUUUUCAUAUUAUUUAAUGAGGGCUAAGCUCCAAAAACAAACUUAUAGCAGGUUUUGUGUGAAUGCAGCUCUGCAUGAUCCUGCACACUGCAUGAUUGUGUCACAUGAGGAUGAACACGUUAAAGUCCUACUCUGAUCAUUAUAUAAUUUUUUUUUACUAUUUCAAGUGUUCUCAGUGGUCUUUAAAUUGUGAUUAUGAAUUUUUUAGCUAAAAUAAUGUUACCUGUGCAGUUGUCAUAGGCGCUUCUCCUGCAGAGCUCCGGUAGCUCAUUUGCAAUUCAUCUCUGAGUUGUGGGCAGAGACAGCACUGCUCUGUGUCUGUACCUGCUGUUUAGAUAUACCAGAGGUUCACAGAGAUUUCAAUGCAGAAAUACUCAGAAAUGCAAUUUUGCACUUAGUUCUCUCAUGAUAUGUCCUCUAGCAUCAGAAAAAUGCCAUAUGAACACGUAGACGACAAGAAAAACCUGAUUUUCAUCAGAGUGGGUCUGUAAUGCCGACUGUGAAGAUUGUUAUAAAGAGCCAUUUUUUUUGUUGUGUAUUAUCCAUUCAAGUGGAUCUUUUAUAACCAUCAUAAUAAAAGUAACAUCAACAUUUUGAAAACAGUCAGUAUUGGUGUUAAUAUCAGUAUGAGAUGUGGCUGAAAAGAGCAAAAUAAAACCAACAGAUGUUCGAACUAAAUUAAAAUUACUAUUACUAAAAUUAAAUUACUAAACUCUGCGUUAAGCACAAAGGAACUUUAGCGUUCCUCUCCACUCCAGCUGAGGCAGAAGGACUCCUAAAGGAGCUAUCAAGGGAAUAGUAUUGACUAAAUGACUGUUGUGCAAUGCACAUGUUAGAGACUAACAAAAAAGCUGUAUUUCGCUGUCAAAAGAUGCAAGUUGAGAGAGGUUAAUAUGUGAUUAUACUUGGACUGUUUACAGCCUUAAGUUCUUUGUUCAUUUUUCAGUGCCAAGGUACCUACAUAGUUUUCGCCUUUUCAAGAAAAAUGUAGAUUAGUACGACAACUUAUAAUUUAUGACUAUAAAUGGCUGAAAGGGCAGGUGUAUAUUAUGGUUCCUUUAUUUUUUCUUAUAGUGAGACUAGCUGAUGUCUAAAAUCUUUCUAUGUUAAGACUGUUAUAAGUCAGUUUAGUUUUUUACCAAAGGAGUUUCAGGGGUAGCAGCAGUUUACAAGGUUAAGUACCUUCCGAAAGUUGUUUUGUUUUAGUGGUCUUAUUGGGCAUGUUCUUAGUGUAAAGAUUUGGGGUUUUGUAUGGACUCUCAAUGGAACCAGAAUCAACACCUACAUAUUUACAAAUAUCCUUUUUUGGUCUUGAUUGAGGCUUGUCAUCACAUCACCACUUCUGGAGUUACAGCAAAGUGUGAAUUAGACACUCUGCAGUGUGCUCAUAAAGCACAUACAUAUUUAUUUAAAGAACACAUACGGGACAGCUGACAUGUAUCGCAUGGAAUGUUAGAGGGAUCAACUCACCUAUAAAGAGCAAAAAAUAUUAACGUAAUAGCAGCAAGCGUUGACAUAGCUUUUAUUCAGGAACGCUACGUCACAGACUUGGAUACUCAAAAUUGCACAGGGAUUGGGUUGGCAAUGUUUAUUAUUCUUCAUAUACCUUAAGUUGUGGGGUUAUUCACAAAAAUCUUGAUUUUAAAUAAAAUAAAGUUGAAAGAGAUAAAGAUGGAAGAUUUCUGCUUGUAGACUGUAUGUUCAAUAGGGACAGAGUAAUCUUGGUAAAUGUGUAUCAACCUAACUAUGAUGACCCAGUAGUUUUCAAUAGUUUGUUUUUGAGGCUUGCUACAAUUGAGGGGUAUAGUAUAGUGGGCAGAGAUUUUAAUUUGGUGUUAAAUCCUUCUCUGGAUUGCUCUUCCUCCAAAUCUAUCUCUCUGUCAAAAGCAGCGUCAGCGCCAAAGAAAGGUUUUGAAGAUAUAGACAUAACUGAGGUAUGGAGAUCACUCCAUCCAAAACAAAAAUAUUUUUCUUGCUACUCAGGAACACAUAAUACAUACUUUUAGCAUUUAAACUCAGUCCCUAAUCUUGGUGAAUUUUAUUCAUGUAGAAAUUAGCAUAUUAGCUCAAUAGCUUCCAGGCGGUGUGGUCAGUGGACUCAAUUUCAGUGUGGCAUUGUAGUACAACACUGGCUGCAUGAGAUACGCCUCUGAGAAUUACAUUUUAGCUCAGUCCCUAAUUUCUGUGAUUUUUUUUUGUAUAUGAGUAGAGGAAUGACUCAGUGGAAAGCCAUGUCUUCUCCAGUUUGGUAUCAUCACAGGAUAAAAUGUUUGAUUUUGAACAUGAUGUUGAUCCAGACAGUCAUGUUUUUAAUCACACAAAUGAAAUCUGUAAAUAUUAUACUGACAGUGAGUUUAAAGAUGAUCUUAUGAGCUGUAUUUUGAGCUAUAUUAUAUGAACAGAAGCAACGGGAGGGGAUGAAUUAAUGGAAUGCGUAACAGUGGAGAUUGAAAUGGAAAAAACAAGAAUGUGAUUGUGACAUGUGUGUAUAGAGCACCUGCAUCAAAUAUAGAGAUAUUUUAAGAUAAAACUGAAGAAAUCAGAGCUAGGUCAAAUGAAGAGAAAACUUAAAUUAUUAGUGGGGACCUCAACAUAGAUUUACUCAUUGCAAUUAACCAUAAGGCCACUUCAGACUUCAUGGAUGCAUUAUAUAGCAGAGGGCUUUAUCCAUCAAUCACUAAGCCGAGUAGGAUAACUGUGAACGGUACAACAUUAACUGACAACAUAUUUAUAUUAUUGAUAUAUGACUGUCAAUUGAAGAAAAAGGAGAUUAAGGAAGUCGGACACAAAUAUAUGAAUACAUGAACAGAUAAAGCAGUAAAUAGGUUUUGUGAUGAUCUCCUUGAAGAGCAGUGGGCAGGGUUUUUUGUAGGAGAUGUAGACACUGCAUACAAUGUAUUCCUGAGCACCUAUCUAUCACUUUAUGACAAACACUGUCCAGUAAGACAGUAUAUAAAAAAGUAUAAUAUCCACAAGCCAUGGAUCACAAAGGGUUUGCAAAAUGCAUAUGAAAAGAAAAAUAAGCUUUGUAGAGACUUUAUCAAAUUGAGAACAAAAAAAGGUUUAUAAGAACAAAUAAUUUAAAGCUUUAUAAGAACAAACUGACAAGUAUACUAAGACAAGCUUCGAAAGACUACUUUGAUAAAGUGUCACAAGAAAAUCAGCACAACAUCAAAAGAACUUGGGAAAUUCUACAUAAGGCAAAGGAAUUAAACAUGACCCUAUGAACAACCCCUGUUAUUUCAUUCAAUCAAUCAAUCAAUCAAUCAAACUUUAUUUAUAAAGCGCUUUUCCUACAUUAAUGUGGCUCAAAGUGCUUUACAAGUUAAAAACAAAAACAAAAAACUAUCCCAGAUGCCCCCUUACCCCCCACCCCCACCUACAGACCUAAACACACACACACAAACACACGCGCGCACAAACGCACGCACCUGCCCAUACACACAUAAAGACAAUGGACAUGAGGCUGAGUGCAGAUGAACCAGUUGAGAAGGCGCCAUCAGAGGAGCCGUCAGCACCAGGAGCAGAGAUCUGCCUGCAGCCACAGGACACCGACAGAGGGCCAGUGGAGGGAUGUGGACGACACCAACCUCCAUCAGGAACCCCUUGGCCGGCCCCUGCAACCACAAGCAAUCACCACUCCUGGUGCUGAGGGCUCCCUCAGAGGAAACACAGGGGGUCCUUAAAAUGAUAAAAGGAUAAAAACAAGUAAAGACUAAAAUAUGAAUAAAACACAGACCUAAAAUUAACCUAGGCUAACUAGAAUAAAUGAAGAUAAGCAUAGCUAAAAAGGUGGGUCUUGAACCUGCUCUUAGAAAUGUGAAUGUUUUCUGCGGCCCUGAGGUCCUCUGGCAGGCUGUUCCAUAGACGAGGGCCAUAAUAUUGAGAAGAGGCCUCGCCAUGAGUAUGUGUCCUGACUUUUGGAAUGACUAGGAGCCUGUUGCCAGAGGAGCGCAGGAUCCAUGAAGGUUCAUAAGGUAAAAGCAGUUCUGAAAGAUUAGAAGGCCCAAGACCAUCAAGACAUUUAAAAACAAGUAAAAGAACCUUAAAAUCAAUCCUAAAACACACAGGGAGCCAAUGCAGUGAUUCUAAAACCAGUGUAAUGUAGGCCCGCCUCCUGGUCUUAGUCAGGACACGUGCUGCUGAAUUUUGUAAUAAUUGUAGACCUGAAAUAUUCUUUUUGGGAAGACCAGAAAGCAGGGCAUUACAGUAGUCUAUACGACUGGUGAUAAAAGCAUGCAUUAGCGUCUCCGUGUUGGCCCGAGAGAGAAUGGGGCAGACUCUGGCGAUGUUCUUUAGGUGAUAAAAAACUAUUUUUGUUAUGUUUUUGAUGUGUGGACUAAAAGUCAGCUCAGGGUCAAAAAUGACGCCCAGGUUUCUCACUUGUGGUGAUGGAUUAAAAGACAGUGCUUGUAGUUUGGGUAAAAGUUUCUCUCUCUGGGCCUCAGGACCGAUGACUAAAACCCCAGUUUUGUCCUGGUUAAGCUGGAGAAAGUUCUCUGCCAUCCAGGAUUUGAUAUCUAAAAUGCGGUUAAAAUGAGCAUCCAUUGGCCUGGUGUCAUCAGGAGAUACAGAGAUGUAGAGCUGCGUAUCAUCAGCAUAGCUGUGGAAGUUGAUUCCAUGUCUCCUGAUGACACCGCCAAGAGGGAGCAUGUACAGGUUAAAAAGCACAGGGCCUAAAAUCGAGCCCUGGGGUACACCACAUGUGAUUUUAUAGACUUUGGAGGAGCACGUGUCUACACUUACCAUGAAUGUCCUGUCUGUCAGGUAGGAGGUGGUCUACUGUAUCUAAGGCAGCACUAAGAUCCAGCAAAACCAACACUGUCACCUUUUGUGCAUCAUAAUUAAAUCUAAUAUCAUCUAAAAUCAGUACCAAGGCGGUCUCGGUGCUGUGGUUCACCCUAAAACCAGACUGACACUUUUCAAGAAUAUUAUGAUUAUCUAAAAAUUCUCUAAGUUGGAUAAAAGUAAGUUUUUCUAAAAUUUUGCGUAAAAAUGGUAAGUUAGACACUGGCCUGUAAUUGUUCAAAUCGUUAAAAUCCAAAUUGUUCUUCUUCAGCAGGUGCCUCACCACUGCUGCUUUAAAGGCAGCGGGAAAUGCCCCUGUCUGAAGAGAGCAAUUCAUCAUAUUUAAAAGCUUGUUUCUAAAAGAAUCAUAAGAUAACUUAAGAAUGAGGUGGGGACAGGGUCUAAAAGACAUGUGGUGGGUCCUCACUGAGGAGAAAACCUUAUCCAGCAUCUCAGCAUUAACCAGAACAAAACUGUCCAGUGUUUCCUCAGGUAAAGACAAACACUCAGAUGCGUUAAAAGGAGUAGUUUGACAUGAUAAAAUGUUGCAUCUGAUUGUGUCUAUCUUCCCCAUGAAGUGGUCUGCAAAUUCCCCACAGAGGGCGUCAGUGGGAUUAAAAUGACGUUUAGUAAAACCAGGGUUUAGAAUGCUAUCAAUUGUUAAAAAGAGAACUUUGGGGUUAUUUUUGUGGUUUGUGAUUAUUUUCGAGAAGUAAUUGUUUCUUGCAGUUCUUAUGGCAUUGUUGUAGAUUCUUUGUUGAUUAUUGAAUAAUUGAUGAUUUGUUGUUUUGUUUUUUUCUCCAUCUGCGCUCUGCCACCCUGCACUGCCUUUUCAACUUUUUUAAGCUGCUCAUUUCUCCAUGGAGGUACGGAUUUGGGUUGGAUAUUUUUUGUUUGCAGUGCAGCAACCAGUUCAAGGGAUGUCUGUAGCCUUCUGUUAAAAUUGUCUACAAUAAAAUCACAGGGGGAAGGUAAAACAAUUGGAGGACUUUUAUCUAAAACAUCAAUAAAAUUUGCAGCCACUUCAGGGGUCAGAUGGCGCUUCCUCACAGUUCUCACAGAGGUCUCCCGCUGGAUAAAACUGGUGACGUUAAAAAAUAUACAGUAGUGGUCAGAGACAGCCAAGUCUACAACAGAGGACACACUGGUGGACAGGCCGUAGGUGAUGACCAAUUCCAGCGUGUGUCCUCUAUUGUGAGUUGGCUGUGUGACAUGUUGAAUAAAAUCCAUAUAGUUCAGAACAUUUAAAAACUCUGGAAAUCGGAUCAGAGGAGUUAUCUAUGUGUAAGUUAAAAUCAGUUAAAACAAUCAUGCUGUAGGAAUUGUGUAAAAUUGAUAAAAGUUCAGCAAAUUCCCAGAUAAAAGCAGUGCAUUUCUUGGGGGGUCUGUAUACUGUGACACACAGGAUAGAAGGACUGCUAAAAACAAUUGCACUGUACUCAAAAGUGGUAUGUUUAUCAAAUAAAACAGGUUUGGUGGCCAGGGUGUUUGAUGUUAAAGCUGCUGUGCCACCUCCUCUUCUACCACACCUAACAGAAAAUGCAAAGUUAAAAUUAGGUGGGGAGGCCUCAGUGAGAACAACUGGUGCAUCGGCACCCAGCCAUGUUUCCGUUAAAAACAGUCCAGUUUGUGAUCUAAAAUCAGGUCAUUGACAAUAAAAGACUUGUUCAGCAGAGAGCAGACGUUUAAAAGGGCCAUUUUGAUGGUAAGUGGCGGCUGGUUAACAAGGUGUUGUGGUGAGUGGGCUUUUAGAAGGGAUCUGAGAUUAUUGUAGUUAGUGGUAGGAUUAUGAGUAAUUUUCUGCAUACGCCGCUCUCUGCUGAUGACGGUCGGAAUGUGAAAUGUUGGACAUGACUUUGCUGGGGCCAGUGAGGAGUGAGUGAACACAGAGGUACCCUUUCAAGAGUCAUGCUUGUGUGGACAGAGUGUGGUAGAAUAUGUUUGAUGUUAGCAUCCGUGAACCUAAAUUGUUUGGGUGCAACCCAUCUCUUCUAAAGAAAGCAGAGCGUAGCCAGAAUAAGUCAAAGUUAGGAAUAAAUAUAAAAUUUAGCACUCUGCACUGAGUUUGCAGCCAGUCAUGCAGGCUCAGGAGACUACUAAAAGCACCCCACUCCCCAACCCAGCGUAGGAAUUAGGCCAGAAAUGAAUACAAUUCUUCCACUGGCCUGCAGCAGUUCAAAGAGCUCAGUAAAAUCCCUUUUUGUGACUUCGGAUUGUUGCUGGCCUGUGUCAUUUGUGCCAACAUGAACAACCACCUUCUUCACAGAUGGGUGGUCUGCAAGCAAGCCAGGGAUGACCCGGACUUUGUCUAAAACUUUAGCUCCCGGAAAAGAGAAAGUUACAGCCAUCUUUGAAGAUAUAUUCCUCAUAAUAGAAUCUCGGGUUACUAUUGUGGACGGAGGCGGUGUCAUGGAGGGCUCCUUAUUGGGCGCCAACGGUGGAUGUGCCGCUGCAGCCGGCGAGGGCUGCAGUGGGGGUCCCCCGGCGGACUCUAUGGGCUCUAUUUUCGUGUACGCCGGUGAGGCGGCGGAGGGUGGCGGACCCCGCACAGUUGUAUUUUCGUCUGGCGGUGCCUCACCGGCAGGUUUCCACAACGUCAGGCACAUUUCAGUGCAAUAAAUAUUCAUCAACAACUAAUAAUCUGACUCAGCACAUACAUUUAGAUCUAUAUAGAUAUAUUCUGAUCUAUAUCUGAUCUGAUGAGCGCGUUUGGCACACGUUUGGACACACAACCUGACUGAAUCAACACAGCUGAAACCGCAUUAAAUUAAAUUAAAUAUCUAGUAAAUAGACACACAUAAUGAAGUUAACAAGAUAUGUAAUUCGUCUCCCUCCCUUUCUUUCUUCCUCUUCCUCUUAUUCCUCGAGCAGCGCGACCUGUACAUGCCUCCGUGUCCUCUCCCGUCCUGCUGCAGCUGCUGCUGCGGUGGCUGAACAGAUGAUUUGUUUCAGUGAUCAGAUGAGUUAUUUUCUUUAAGCCUACAUACGAAUAUUAUAAAAUAAUACCAAAUUGUGCUUGGGAACGCCUUGUUGGCGCGGCGGAUGUGACUUACGCCGCGCCUGCGGCACGUCACCGGCGAGGCACGAAAAUAGAGCCCUUCAAGUGUUUCCCCAGCCUUGACAGGGGAAACAGGUCCGGCAGAGCCUCUUCUGGACACUGCCUCCCUCAACAGCCAGCGUCGAGAGGAUGAUGAGGAUGUUGGGACCUGAUUUCCCGGUUGUUCUCCCAGUGGAGGAAAAUCCUGCAUGUCCAAGAUCUCGAACCUGUUGGCCAAUGGGACAUCCUGUGAUGAUGGAGAACGAAGAAGAGACGGGCGCGCUGUCCAGCGCCUGUCCCUCCCUGCAGCCUUCCAGGGCUCCGGUUGAAGUGGAGUGGAGUUCAGAAGUUGACAGCUGGCCGCGUCUCCGGGGAGAGGUGGAAGCUCGAUGAACCGGGUGAGGCCUUGGGUUUGGGUGAGGAAAAACACUGCGGAUAGAAAGGUGAGAGUGAAGUAUUACAAUCUGAUUUUUGCUUUUUUUUGUUUGUUUUUUUUUCUUUUCUUUUUGGUACAAUAAUUAGAAUUUUAGCUCAAUAGCUUCUAGGGGGUGAGGUCAAUUGACUCAAAUACAGUGUGGGACCCAAGUACACCAUUGGCCACAUGAGAAACACCUCUUGGUUUCGCAUUUAAACUCAGUCCCGUAUUUUGGUGAAUUUUUUCACAUUAAAAAAUAGCAUUUAAGCUCAAUAGCCUUCAGGCGGUGUGGUCAAUGGACUCAAUUUCAGUGUGGGAUCCAAGUACAAAACUAGCUGAAUGAGAUAUGCCUCUUGGAAUUACACUAAAAUUUGGUCCCUAAAUUUGCUGAUUUUUUUCACAUCAUGAUAAGCAUUUAGCUCAAUAGCUUCUAGGGGGUGUCGUCAAUGUACUCGAUAUCAGUGUGGGAUCCAAGUACAAAACUGGCUGCAUAAGAUAUGCCUUUUGGAAUUACACUAAAAUUUAGUCCCUAAUUUCUGUGAUCUUUUUUAAAAAUUAUAAUUAGCAUUUUAGCUCAAUAGCUUCCAGGGGGUGUGGUCUAUGGACUCAAAAUCAGUGUUGGAUCGUAGCAUUCCACUGGUUGCAUGAAAUACACCCCUUUUGCACUGCACUUUACAUGUUUUCUUUUCACAUAGAAAUAAGCAUUUUAGCUCAAUAGCUUCCAGGGGGUGUGGUCUAUGGACUCAAAAUCAGUGUGGGAUGAUAGCAUUCCACUGUUUGCAUGAAAUACACCCCUUCUGCAUUGCACUUUACAUGUUUUCUUUUCACAUAGAAAUAAGUGUUUUAGCUCAAUAGCUUCCAGGGGGUGUGCUCCAUGGAAACCAAAAUCAUGUGGGAUCAAAGCAUUGCAUACUGAAUAUGUCUUUAAUCAUGUGAUGUGGCUAUUGAGUAAAAUCCUGUUUCAGAAUACAACGUCUGUGCUUAAAAAAUCUCCCACUUUUAUAAUGCAAACAGUAAGUUGAUACACGCGUAGUUGGCUUCUGCUUAAUUAUUAGCGCAUUUACUGUAAAGUCUGCAGUACAGGUGCCCUUGAAAUGUUUUAGAGCAGCUGGCUCGGAGACACGCUGCAAGGAGUUUCACUGGCCAGAGCGAAUGUCUGUCAAAUAUCAAACGACAAACGAACUUCCCCACAGCAAUUUAAAUGCGUAGUCUUCAAACGACAUCAAUACAUUUUUAAAUCACUGUUGCAAAUGUCAAAUGAAUCACAUUGAAGAGAAAAACAUGUAUGUGAAAAGCUUAUUAGAAAUUUUAUUGAAAUAUAGGCUGGUUAUGGUCCACUUUGUUUCAUUUAUCUUUGCUGGAUAAUUAAGCAUUUCCACUUAUUGUUAUUCUCCCAUUUCUUUAUUAUUGUUAUUAUUAUUAUUAUUAUUAUUAUUAUUAUUAUUAUUAUUAUGUACCUUUUUUGGCCCCUUUCAACUCCAUCCCACUUUGUGCUAUUUUAACCAUUCAAGCUUUAUACUAAUGCACUCCUUCAGGACAUUAUUGCUAUUACUUUUCACCUUUCGACCAUUUAUACUUUUUGCAAUAUUUCACUUUUUCUGCAAAAUUUGUACCAUUAGAAAUGAAUGGAGAAAUCUCUCCAUUCCGCUUACAGCCAUAACACCUUCUCACCCUUAUAACUUCUGCGUACUUUCACCUAUAGACCUUAUUUUUGCUUUAAAAUGUCAAGCAACUUGUCUGCUAAAUUUUGGCCAAGAAACCCUGACAAUCACUACAGUGAAGCCAUUUUUUAAACUCGCUGUUGUGGCCACAUUUUUUAGCCUGUGGACAUAAAAAUACACCAUUGUGCUCAUGAGAGUGUCAGGACUCCUAAGAUCAUCUUAUUUUUGGGAUAUGACUUACGGAAAUUGCACUAGGGGGAAAAGUUCAGACGGUUUCUCACUGCUUUCACGAUAUCAGCACUUCUCAUGGGCUGUGUGCUUUGAUCACACGCACGGGCUUGGCCGCGCACGCGCACGCACUCUUUCCAUAUGUGUGCAUUACUGUCUUUCUGUCAGUAGAAAAUAUUCCCACAAUAUUUACUUUGUUGUUACAGUUCUUGUCUUUAACUCUUUUAACAUACUAACUACUUCUUAUUCUUCUACUUCUGCUUUUCUUUACUUUCUACAUUUCUACAAUUACUUUAACUUCAGCUGUUUCAUACUUUCUGCAUUCGUAUGUAGGGCAGUAACUGAAGCACGGCAAUAGAUGGUGCUGUUCUGCAUUCUCAAGUUACUAUGGUUGGAUGCUGCAGACUGCAGAAAUCUGUUUUACUAUUUGUACAUUUAAUGGGAACAUUGUUACACAUUAUUUUAAGGCAUUUAUUUUUCAAAUUCAAUUAUUCUUAUCAUCAGUUCUGUUUAUUCACAUAAGUCAUAUACAUUUUUCACUUAGGCUAUUAGACAAUUUGUACAUUAAUCCAACUAAUUUACCUUCAGCUAUACUACAAUUCUUCCAUUCAUACAAUUUCUUCCUCUUCUACUCCACCUUUUUAACAAUUUUUCCAUUCAUAACUUCCUCCAUUUUUUAUUGGCAGUUUAGCAUUGCUUUUUGGCAUUCAGCACUCAGCAUUUCCACGCAUUUUCUGCAAGGAAAUGCAAUUUUUCUAGUUUUCCACAGCACUUCAUGUUGUGUUGCUGCGUGCAUGUUAGAGUAUGAUAGAGGUAGGAACAGAGGGAGGGGUGAGGAGGCUGGAAAAACAUGGAAAUUUAAAUUAAAGAGGACAUGAAACACACCACAUUGGCAUCCUCAUGUGGUAAAAAAAUCAAUUAGGAGAGAGUCUGAAAUAUUUUUUUGUGUAAAAAAUCAGCUGUUUAAUAGAAAAAUCGCUUUCAAGAGUGUAUUUACGACAUGCGCUCAGCGCCAUCUUGAGUUUACGACAGUUGUGAUGUCACGGGUUGUGCAGGAACAGAGCAGUGAAAUAGUAAUUAGUGUACGUGACUCAAUUGGUCAGCGGUAAGCUGUCACAUCCGAGCAGAGACAUAAUUUAUCAAACCUUCAGGAAAUAUUUCUUACCUUCACUCUGGAGUCUAAACCAGUUAGCAUUAUUAGUCUUCCAGCUCCAGCAGUUUAAUAAUCCACAGAUAUUAUUCACAUCCCGUUUCUCGCGGUCAGUGCGUUUCAUCCAUUUGUAUUGUGUGAAAAAAAGUUUUGGCUCGCUUUAGCUUCAGGUGUCCUGAUAGAGACCGACAGCAGGAGCAUCAGAAGAAUAAGAAUAAGAAUAACUUUAUUGAUCCCUGAAGGGAAAUUCAAUUGUCUGUUGUCUCACAUAUGUCUGUAAAAGUUAUCUAUUAUUUACAUAAGAGUUAUAAUGUCUAAUGGCUGUUGGUACAAAAGAUCUUCUGAAUCUCUCUGUCCUGCAGUGAAGAGAGAGGAGCCGUCCACCACCAUUGGCCCUUUUGUCCAUGAAGGUGUUGUGAAGUGGGGGAUCCAUGUUCUUUAGAAUAGUCUCCACCUUCCUCAGUGUAGAUCUCUCCAACACAUCCUCCACUGAGUCCAGCUUGAGUCCUACCACAGAGCCAGCCUUUUUUACCAGUUCGUUAAGACGUCUUGCAUCUUUGUGUUUGAUGCUUCCUCCCCAGCAGACUGCAGCGUAGAACAGAACACUUGCCACCACAGACUGAUAAAACAUCUGCAGCAUCUUACUACCGAUGUCUAUUGAUCGGAGUCUUCUCAGGCAAAAGAGGCGGCUCUGCCCCUUUCUGUAGAUAAGGUCUAUAUUCUUAGACCAAUCUAACUUAUUAUCCAGAUGUACACCUAGGUAUUUAUAUGAUGGCACCUUGGAGACUUAUCGAAGUGGUGCCAUCAUAUAAAUACCUAGGUGGACAUGGGUCCACUCCACAGGUGUUCACUGGCUGAAGAGGGGGUUUGGAUCUACAGAAGUCUAUGACCAUCUCCUUUGUCUUUGAAGUGUUGAGGAGGAGGCAGUUUUUGUGACUCCAGUCACUGAAGGCUCUAAUCAGAGCUCUGUAUUCAGCUUCUUGUCCAUGUCUGAACAUGCCACAAUAGCGGUGUCAUCUGAGUAUUUCUGGAUGUGGCAAGAUUCAGUGCUGUACUGACAGUACUGUACUGUACUGUACAGUACUGUGCUCACUGGACUUGUUCCCAAGUCCAGACCACGAGACGCGGUCCAUGUCCUGGUGUAAGAAGACCAGGAUGUCAGAUCUCCGUUAAACAGUGGAGACUCUGGUGAUGAAGUUCAUUAGAUAGAUAGAUAGAUAGAUGGAUGGAUGGAUGGAUGGAUGGAUGGAUGGAUGGAUGGAUGGAUAGAUAGAUAGAUAGAUAGAUAGAUAGAUAGAUAGAUAGAUAGAUAGAUUUUAUUGAUCCCAAACUGGGAAAUUCACGUUACAGCAGCAAAAACAUACAAAAUAAACUUAAAUAUAAGAAGAAGUAAGUACAAUACAGACUAAAAAUACUAAGUAUAUACAAUAAAUACGGACUAAAUAUACUAAACAACCUAAGAGAAAAAAGUGAGAUAUGAAGAACGUGGGCUAUUGAAAUGAGUAAUAAAUAUGAAAUGAGUAAUAAAUAUGGAAUGUGAAAUAUACAGAUGGGAUGAUAAAUAAACAGACAAAUUAAGGUGCUCUGUAAUGUGAUGUAGUAGGAGUUUUAAAAAUGUUCUAUACAGCAGACAGGUGUGAGUCCCUGUCUGACAGAUGUGAGUGAUUAAAUAGUGCAAUAGCUUGUGGCAUGAAAGAUUUCCUGUAUCUGUCCCUUCGACAGCGGAGCUGCAACAGUCUGUUGGAGAAGGAGCUCCACUGUCUGUCCAGAGUGAGGUUGAGAGGGUGGUCAGGGUUAUCCAUGAUGGAUAGUUUGUUCAGUGUCCUCCUCUCCACCACAGCCUCCACAGUGUCCUGUUUGCAGCCAAUCUCGGAGCCAGCCUUCCUGAUCAAUUUGUUGAGUCUGUUGGUGUCACUGCCUCCGAUGCUGCUCCCCCAACAAACCACGGCAAAGAAAAGUACGCUGGCCACCAUAGACUGGUGGAACAUCUCCAAAAUCUUGCUGCACAUAUUGAAGGAUCUCAGCUUCCUCAGGAAGUAGAGUCUGCUCAUCCCCUUCUUGUAGACAGCGUUGGUGUUGGAUUUCUAGUCCAGUCUGUAUUAUUAUUACACUUAAUACCGAUGUGUACAUCUGAUCGCUGUUGCUGCUGCAUGUGUGAGUAAGGACCCCUGCUCUAGUGCGUAUGCUAACUGGAGGAUCCUGACGCUUCAUAGCUGCUAGCCAGCGUUGACGAAUCACCGGCCGUUUCAGCGGCAAAUGAUGAAAAUGCAACCGUUUUUUAUUUCUUACGUUGUAAAAUUGGUUGGAGCAGCAUGGCGCAAAACAGAAUACCCCUCCUCUAGUGAGUUUACUUGUCUUUGGCUCUCGAUUCGCAAUUUCAGCCAUCCUAAUCUGCUCUCAUUCAAUCAAUCUUAAUUCAGUCAAUACAUGGGCUACACAACCCGUGAUGUCACGCGAAGUGGCACUGCUUUACGGUUCCCCACAGUGUCGCUAAAGUGGAACUUCUGUCACAGUUUUCAGGAAUUGUAUUACAUUUUGAGAGUAAUGAAUAUAGUGAUUUGUGAAGUCGAGAGGCAUUCUUAAAAAUAAUGAUAACUUGGGUCAGUGUUUCAUGUCCUCUUUAGUAGUGAAUACAGUGAGUUUAAUAAAAAACAGGUUUUAAUGAGUUCAAUAUGCCAGUCAUUAGAAUUUAGACUAUCAUUUGCUUGAAGUGUUAAAAUCUAAAAAUUUAAAUAGAUUUGAUGGGCUAAUAAAACAGAUACAUGAGAAGUUAUAACAAUAUUAUCAAUUAAUCUAAAAAUACAUUUUAUUUUAGUCACAGACAAGAACAUACCACAAAUUAGGUUACAUAACCAAAGUAUAUGCAAUUGAAAUUGUUCUGCUAAAAUCUAGCCUGCAAUUUAGCUGUUUUAUUCUCCUAUCAGGAGGAGAAACCAAGUUCCUCAAGUGCAUCAUCAUCAACAACAAGUUAGCCUAACAUAAAAGAUGUCCUGGUCAAGGAAGCAAAAUAUGAUCCUCAAUCAAGGGAGGCUAGGGCAAUCAAUCAAGCCUUGGCAUUUUUUUUUGCCAAGGACAUGAUGCCCGACCAAGUUGUUGAAAAGCCUGGAUUCAAGCUUUUGAUGAAGAUGACAGUCCCACGCUACAAAUUAACAACUCGGAAUUACUUUGCCGACACAAAGAUUCCUAAAUGUACAAUCAAGUGCAUGUAAAUGUGGAGAGGAAAGUAUCUGAGGGAUAGUGGUUUUCAGUGACCACAGACUUGUGGACAAGUGGCUGUGACAUUGGUUUAACCGUCCACUACAUCUGCCAUGAGUGGAAGCUGAUGUCUCACUGCUUGGAGACGUAGUUUUCCCCUGAAGACCACACACACAACCACAUAACAGAGAUGACAUGGAGUAUUCUCCAGGCUUGGGGAAUGCCACAAGAGAAGAUUUUCUGCUUCACAACAGAUAAUGCUUCGAACAUGCGGAAGACAUUUCAUUAGGGCAAACAUCCUUGGUUGUGGUUCGGCUGUGUAGGCCACAAUCUCAAUCUGGCCAUCUCCAAGGCGUUGAGGAUACUGAAGGUGCAGACAGCCAUCAGAGUAUGCAGGCAGCUGGUGGAAGCCUUUUCACAAAGCUAGGUGGGGCUCCACCUAUGAAAUGGUGAAAAGAUUCCUGUUGACAUUCUCCACUGUGAGUCGGCUCCUAUGGGGAGAGAAAAUGUUUACACUUGUACUGAAUGCCCUCUCAGAUGGUAUACUUGUGGCAGGGAUACAGUAGAAUUUCUUGACUGCAUUGGCAAGGACCAGAAGCUGCUGAUUGUUUGAUUUUCACCACUUCAGGGGAUCAGUAGCCUCAUCAAUAGAUGACAUGGACAUGUACAGGGUGAUUUCACUCCCCAGCUUCUGCUCUGGUGUCAAGGGUACCUUCUCACUGCUGUUGUCAUCCUGUCUUGCUCUUGUUGUUUUAAUGUACCUCAGGAUCCCAGCAAGUGUUUUCUUAUGACCCCCCCUCAUCAUUUGCCGAGCUUCGUGUUGCUGCUGCCUGUGGACAAGCUUCUCCUGAUGGUGCUGCUGUGGCAAACAAAAUAAGCAACAUUCAUAUAUACAGUAUGUUUACAUACAUAGAAGUCAUAUAGAAUGCUUCAGAAAAAUAAAAAUAAAUAGCAAAGAUACAAGGCGGUACAUACAAGGUACUGUAGGACGUAGUGGAGGAUAGCUGUCUUGUGGUUCUAAAAGUGCAGCAGUUGGGGGUAGCAGCUUGAUGACCUCAUCAAUGCAGGCCUGCUUGGUGUCCUCAACAUUGGAAGAGAAGCUAUCUUUGAAUCUUGGAUCCAGGAAACAACACAUGUCCAUGAAUCUCUCUCUGUGUGCUCUGAAUACCGGCCCUCCAAAUCAUGUCUCAUUGCCUGCUCCAUUGUUGUGGUAUCAGCUGAAUCAUCUUCACUUUGGAGAAGGAUCACGUUGGUGAUAUGCUCCAGGAUUGGUUUAACAGCUGACAUUGUAACUCUUUCUCUGUGGCAAGGGCAUCUGUGUAGUCAUUAAGGGGUGAAAGGAGUUCACUGAGAUUUUCCAAAGUGGUGAUGUGGUGGUCCUUAGACAUGAGAUACCAUGAUCCUCUUUCCUCAGGCGAAACAGCGCUGACACUGUGUCGCACAACAACCUCUUCUGAAAGGAAAUGUUAAAAAAUACUGUUUGGGUUAUGUUUAAAGUAUUUUCUUCAAAAGACUUGUUUAUGUUUGUUUGUUUUUUUUAAUCAGUGUUUAUACAGUUUAGUAGAAGGGUAUUAGAUUUCCGUUAUUACUAUUGUGUUGGGAUAUGUAGUGAUAAAUUGUGAUGCAAAUUGCAAUAUUGUAUUGUAUCAUAUCGUUCUAAAAAUUUCAUAUCCUGACAUCAAGUGCAACUCCUCCUAGGCCAACUUAAAGCUAACUACCUUGAUCAGGUCAAAGCUGAGUGGCCCUCAUUUACCAAUCUUGCGCAGAUCUGAGCGCAGAUCUGAGUGCAGGAUUCAUCGUAUGAUAGGACACACGUGAGAUUUAUAAAAGGGUUCAUAUCUGACCAAUCCCAGCGUACGUAUGAAUGGGUCUUAAUAAAUGUGGUGGCUGAAAUCUAUCGUCAUUAACAUGUUUACGCCCUUAAAUAUUCGUGGUUCAGAGGCCUCGCCCACUGAGGUCAAACAUGAAAGAGGAGAAAUAUUAGAAAGAUGCGAAACUUUUUCGAGCUGAAUGUGGAUAUCCUCAUAUCUGUGGUGGAAACUAACAAGGAUUUUCUCUUUGUAAGCAUCAAAACUGGUAUAAAAGCAGUCCAGAAAACUCCUGUUUGGAGCAGGAUUAUGGUGGCGCUGAACAGCGCUGCCACAGAAUAGUGAACAGUGGCUGAAGUUUGAAUAAAGCAUUAGUCAAUAAGUUGCUCAUGUUGAUAAAUUAAUAUCUCAUACAUGCCUCAUAUUUUUUUAUUGCCCUGACAUAGGGUACGUUGCUCCUAUUAUUAAAAGUAUGCAGCUUUAAUUUGUUGCGUCUUUGUAAUGUAGAGCAGACUGGAGAGUCUGACAGAGGCUGAACAAAAAUAAUUAUUAAUGUCAUCAAACGGUGUGUUGCUGCCCCUGAGGCACAUUUUUUUGGAUUUCUAUUGGAUUUUUAUCACUGAAUAAAUAGCAAGAGCACUUUCUAAACUUAUACUUUACAUGUCAGAAUCCAUCGAUAAGGUCCUGUCUCCUCUGUACAGCACCUUUGUGGAGUCUCUCCUUGUUAUUGCUCUCCGGGCAUCGGGUCCUCACAUUGCAUCGGCACAGCCAACGGCACUCCAUUCUCCAGUGCAACAUUGUGCAAAACUGUACCGGCUCAAAUAAUGUCCCACACCCUUUCUGCAGUGGACAACAACAUCCCCGCUGCUGGGCCAAGACAGAGACACCUGCCUUUUAGGAGUCAAACGCAGCGCUCCACAGUGGCGCGUGUGCGUAAUGUUGAAACGGCGCUCCAGCUCUGUGGCAGUGUUUCUGGGCAGAGUUAUCAAAUAGGCUUAUUCACUAAGGACAUAACAAACUUAUUUUAUUUUAUUUACAUCUUAAUCUUUAAUGAAAUCUGUCUGAUUGUGCUUAAUGACAGGUUUGAGGUAUGUAUAUCAAUUAUUUUGAGACAGACAUUUGCUGCACCACAGAUCCACACUGACUCAAACUUGCAUACACAACGUCAGACCUGUCGUGAGAUUUGAGAUUUGGUCGUAGCGUACGUUCACGUGCAGAUUGAUAAAUGCCGAUCCUCACGUCAAAAUUGUUGUAUGCAAGGUGUACACAAGUUUUCUGCCGUACGCAAGCUUGAUAAAUGAGGGCCAAUGUGUGUGGACACAAAUUCAUGAAGAUAAAUGAAAGAAAAUAGAGAGCCAUACUGGGGAGAAGGUUGGGGUCGGGUUGUUCCCAUGUUCUUUUUGUUUUGCUUUUUUUUUUUUUGUUUUGUUUUGUUUUGUUCGUUUGGUUAAUUCAGAUAUUGCUACAAUUAGAUAUAUUACAAGUGAAUAAACACUGUAUUUAUGUGCUCUUGAUAUAACUAUUUUCCUUUGUAUUUUAUUUAUUUAUUUCCAAAUCAUUACUUUGCAUGUGUACAAAUAUUGUAACUCUUACUACAAUUAUUGAUGAUCUUGUCAAUAGUACUGGUUUUCGUACAGCUGUAUUAUACUAGUACUACAUCUAUAUACAAUUAUCUGGUUGAUAUGUGGAUAUAUUGAAGUACACUUACUAAAUCUAUUUACGUCUAGAUUUAUCUGAUUGUUCAGAUAAUAUUAUUAUUAUUGUUGUAUAUUUUAUAUCUGUUUAAAACACAUCACAAAAUGUUUAUAUUGAGAAUUAAUUUGCUUGUAAAGUAAAUUUUGUUUCCCAAAUAAACAAAUCUUUAAAAAUAUAAAUUUCUCUCUUGUUUUUGACAACUUUGUUGUUUCAGUAAAGUGUCCUCUUUGUCUGUUUCUUUGGCACAUGUAUAGUUGAAUUUUAAUGAUUUCUUUUCUUUUUUUUUCUUCUUAAAUCAAAUGUGUGGGUGCGUGCCUGCGUGCCUGCGUGCGUGUCUCCAAUAGGCUGUGUAAGUCCACAUGGGGUCACUGCUCCAUAUACAACAGGAGACUACCAGCUGGUUUCUCGUACCGGAGACUUUACCUGCAGCUGGACGAGGGCAGCCUGACAUUUAAUGCCAACACACAGGAGGUAACACACACAAUGUGUUAUUGUGUGAAAUUGUCUGAAACAAUGAUGUCAGUUAACAGUCAUGUGUUUGAUGCCGCUGCUUUUAGUGUCUAGUGUUUCAAUGAAAAAGAAAAGUUUGUGUGUCUGGAUCAUAGACUGUAUAUAAGAUGGACGCCGUGGUUCCGCCUUCCGCCUGUAUACGGAUUUGAAGCCAAAAAGCUCUCGGUAAUUCCGGGUUCCUUGCAACCAGAGCUGCGCAGUAGCGUUGUACGCAGACGUUUUUGGCUGGACGGGAGACUCGGCGCGAUGACGUUCCGCUCAAAAAGUGCCCCCCCCCGGAUGUCCUUCCAGCCUUACAUCGGUAUCGCUAAUAGCUUCCCCGCUCGUCGCGACCAAGAAUAAGUAAGUUCCACUUCUCCUGAUAUAAUGUGAAAUUUGUGAGCGUACUAACUGUUAAGAACAUAAAAUACCAUCAUAACUAAUACGAAUAAAGAUAUCUAUUACUUGAUUGGAAGUAAGUCAUCUCUCUUUGUUGAAAGAAACGGUGUAAAUGUAAGCUAAAGUAGCAUUGCAAUUUAACACUAGCCUUGGUAAAUUAAACAGCAAAAUACGUGAUAUUUUUAGUUUAUCAGUUGUUAAGAUAUAUGCUAUUGUACUGUGAUUAAAAAUGAACAAAAUUCUGAAUGAACAGCAAAUAUUUAUGUUGUUCUCCUUUUUUUAGACAAAGAGAAAAGAAGCUUCAAAGAUGAGCACAACAUCAGCCACUGUGACCAGAAGUAAGGAUAAAAAUUCAUUGAGAUGGAUGCUGAUUUAGUUGGAUAUGAUUUUAGUCAGACUUUUAUUAGGUAAUGUUAUAAAUAUUUUUUUUGUGAUGUAACAAGAGCAAGCUCAAGUUUUCAAUUCCAAAUUAUAUCUACUGUAAAAAAUAUUAAACAGCUUGUGAUUCAGCAUGAUGUGGAAUCAUGCUGAAUCACAAGCCAUGCAAGGUUUUGUAGGAAAACGACUUUUUUUUUUCUUUUAUUGUUCAAUACAUUUACAGAAAUCAAACAGCAGGACCUCCAGGAUCUCCAUCGGCAGUUCCCCACCGUGAGGAUCAUCUUCUCUGCCAUCACUCAGAGGAGCCGAUGGAGAUACAGCCCCAAGAAAAUGGACAAAGCCAGGCGCUAUGUGAACAGUGUGAUGGCUACUUUUGUUUCAUCUGUUGGCGGAAGCAUUGUGCAUCAUCCUCAAAUAAAGCACAGAGAUCCUGGCCUUUUUUUAAACGAUGGAGUUCAUUUCACCACUUUGGGUAAUGACAUUUUUUUAAAUAAUAGUGCCUUGUGUUUGAAAGACCAAAUCUAGUAGGGUGGUGCUAGAUUUGGGAUUUCACCUACAAUAGGCAGCAAAAAAUGGUCAGGAUUUAUCUGCUUUAUUUGUGAUUGAUGUGCACAUUUUGUUUAAUUGUUUACUCGAGCACAAUUUUGUGAAGUUUGCUUUACAAAGGUAACCAUCACACUGUUCAAUUCUGUCACAGCUCUUCUUCCUCCUUCUCUCUCUCGCUCUGUCCUACAAACUUUCUGCCGUACCCCAGCCAUUCCACCCGAUGGUCUUCCUCAAGGCGUUUUCCCCACGACGAAUAUAGCUGGGGAUGUUUUUUAUUGUUAGAAAAAUUAAAUUAAUGUUGAAACUUCACAUGCUUUUCUGUGAUUUGUUGUACCAUGAUAAAGUUUUCUGAUUUACAGCACAGAUGAAAAAACACAGUAUAUGCUUUAUUAUUCCAGAGUAUUUGUCUCAAAAUUUUAUUUUUCAUGUAAAGCUAUCAAAAGAAAAAAACAUACCACAACAAAGUCAAUGCAUUUCUUAUGUACUCAUCAUCAAGUGAUUAACAAGAAAAGAGCCUAACAUCAGUCCUAGUAUUCUUGCUUCUGGUGUAAUGGUCAGAUAAGACAAUUCAAAAAGGCUGUAAAAGACUCACACACAGAAAGAUGGAAAAGACAAAUGUCAAAAAAAGUUGGAUCCAUUUUAUUCCUAGCAAUAAAAGGGAUCCAACUUUUCAAGACAUUUGUCUUUUCCAUCUUUCUGUGUGCGAGUCCUCACCAUGAAGUGGACAAAGUGUGGUAAAACUGAAAAAACAAACUGACAAUAUGUGUAGUGAACAGCAUGUAAUUAAUGUAAAUCAGAUAGCAUGACAUGGACACUUGUGAGAGGACACUAGCAUUUUAGUAUUUAUUUGUGAUUUAUAAAUACUUAACUCCUUUGCAGAAAACCUGUAUGUUUGUUAUUUUACCAGGAACUUAAAAAGAUAUAAUCUAGUACUUUGGGAGUUGCAUUGGGUGGAAAGGAAACAGGCUGCAGCAGAUGAAUCCACCAUAUCAUCAGUGGUUGGUGAUGAAGUCUGAAAAACACAAAGAAAUUCAUCAAUUAAAUUGUGAAUACCAGUACUUAAAUUCAUUAAGACACUUAUGUCUCAAACCAGGUGGUAGCUCAGCAUGAAAACUUUAGAGGUUUUGAUAUACUUGUCCAAUUAUUUAAAAGGUUUCAUUUAGUUAGCAUUCUUAGAGACUACUACUUGGCUAGUGCUGUUACCUUUAUCUAACAGGGCACAUUUGGUCUAAGCAUAAGAAGUUGUUCAUGUGGUAUCACUCAAAUUUUUUUUGCAACAUGAUUCCUGUUUUUUUUACUCCAGGCUGCGCCAACUUAAACUGAAAAUGACUGAUGACACUAACUAAUAAUGACCAGUAGAUGGUAGCAGACACUACAACUACAUGCAAAUACCUAAUUUUAGAAAACAUAAAAACAGCAGUAAUUUAAAAUGGAACCACAAUAGUUGUAGUGUUCAGCUGUUGGGAAUGUUUAAAUAACCGCCAUUUUAUGAUUCAAAGUGUUAGUCAAUUUAACAAUAAAUUGUUGCAAAUGUGAACUUCAUAAAAAUUGCUGUCCAUUAAAAAAGAAAUAAUUUAACCUUUGAGUCCACAGUAAAGGCAUGCUCUUCAAAAUGAGCACUGCAAAGACGUGAUGAUCCUGUUGGUUUCCAGUCCUGCCGUCUCGUGUUCACCAGCCACUGCUUCAGCCUCGCUUUGUCACCUAAAGGGAAACUUUACAAAAAUACAAUAACAUUGCUUACUGCCAUUUGUCAAGUUUGUAAACAACACAAAGUUAAUGUUUUGCGUUCAGUUUAAUUCUUGCUUUGUUGCAUAACAGGCUGAAGCCAAAACUCAAUUCAAAGACAAUCACAAAAAAUACCUCAAGUGAAUGAAUAUACAAACUGUAUAAAUAAUCUAAAUCAUUUCAUCUUGUGAGUGAUAUGUCUUAUGAACAUCCUAUCAAAAUUGAGGGAUUUCUUUGCAUGUAACAAAAAUUUUAAUGUCAUUGUGAUUGAUUAAGUAUAUCAUAUGCAGCUGUCUUUCCAUAACUAAUUACAUUACUCAUAGUUUUAUCUCAAUCUCAUAGGUAACAGGGCUAUCUAUCUAUCUAUCUAUCUAUCUAUCUAUCUUGAAAACUUAAGUAAGACAUGAUCUACCAUGCUGCUGUAAAUGAUAAUUGUCAUUCCACAGAAGUAUACUUAUGACUUAUGUAUGUUAUUUGAUAACAUAAAAUAAAUAACAGUUAUGCAACUUGUAUAAGUAAUCUUUUGAGCAUGUCCUUCUAUACACUUAUAGGGUCUCGUUUUCUCGACGUUUUGUCCCAUUAAAGACAGUUUCAGAGCUAUUUCUUAGACAAAUAUCGUUAUGUCAACAGAAGCUGUAAUACUACUGCCGCUGUACGGAGGAGACUGAACCGGCGGUCAAUCCUCUGCCAGAAAGCUAGGACGGUGCAUCCGAAAGAUGCAUUUUAAUUAAACCAUACCUGAUUUUAGCGCAGGCUGCUCUCGUUGUAACAUACCCGAGUAAAACUGGUUGAUCCAUUCCCAAAACUUCGACUCAUAACAUCAUGACUCUCAUUAUAUUCAUUUACAUGGCCUUGUUCUCAUAAAGUGAUGCAAUAUUAGGGGAAUGACUUAAAUGCGAAUUAAUUCCUUUAACAUUAUGACUUCAUGCCUCGAGUUUUCAUUUCAUGCCCUGAUACUCUGUGGUAGUAUUUGGUUGCUAGUAUGAAUCUGUGGGAUCGGUACGGUUUUUAAUUCAAAUUCAAAGUCACGUAGUAAAAUAUUGUUAUAAAAAGAAGGCGGAUUUUAAGGGGUUUCCUCAUUGUUUAACUUCUAAUAAGAACGCUUAUUAGCGGCACAGAACUUACCGCUUGAUAUCUGUAAGUAAACCCCAUUAGCUAAAUUAAACCAGACCGUUUAAUGUUAUGUAGCUAGCAAGCUGAUGACUUCAUAAAAAAAACAUAACUUACCGAAACAACUGCAAAGUUCCUGAUUUCACAUGUCGGUUAACACAGUUUACUGCAGAACAACUCAUUUUUCCAAUGCAAUAAAAGAGAAAAACGAUGGAAAAAUGUAAUCCUCUUCUCCGCUGGCAAACCCGAUCGGUCUUGACGAUGGACAAAAAAGAGCGACGCACAAGCAGCAAGUGCAAAGUGUAGAGAAUGACGCAAUUUCCUGUUUUUAUAACUCCUUAUAACUUUUUAAAAUGGAGCUGCAGAGAGAAAAAAAGACCUGAACACAAACCAGUCUAAUAAUAACUACAUGUCAACAUCGCAGUCGGGGGUGAGAAAAGUGUAUUUUCUGUGAAAUUAAUUUCUAAAGGCCGUCCGCCGCUCCAUUCACUUUGCUGGCAGAAGUGGGGUUUAUGACUUGUACUGCAGCCACGCUCUAGGGGGUGCUGUUCUCGGAGUGGCUUCACCCGGCGAGGAGACAGACGGCGUCCAUCUUAUAUACAGUCUAUGGUCUGGAUCAUUAGAGGGAUUAAGAUGGAUUUAUUUUGUGGAUUUAUGAUGCUCUCUUUGUGUGUGUUUGUAGGGUAUCAGUUACUUCAUGUCUAAAGGUAUCCUGGUCAAUCAUCCCACCGAGCUGGCCAAGUUUAUCUUCUACACCAGGCGGCUCAACUGGAAGAUGCUGAGGAUUUAUCUGGACGAGAGGUGAGAAAACACAAAAAAAUGACCACUUCACUUCUGCAGCUGCUUAAAAUAAAGGAAAUUCUGGAAAGUCUGUGGCUAAUAUCAUUCUAACUAGCAGGAAACAACAAGUUCAUUUCUGUCCUUGUACACCUAAGACCAGUCUCAUGCAGCCGUGUUUGUAGAUCAAACUGAAUGGAGGGACAGAAAGCAGCCUCUGUGUUCUGUGAAGUAAAGCUGAAAGUUUUGUGGAUAAAUUCUUCUGGGUCUGUGAAAGAAUCUGCUGGAGGAAUUAAAAUUCCCCAUCUAGACCUAAAAGGUCAGCAAAUAGGACCAAGGUUCAGAGAUAUUAGAGAUUGAGUUUUUUUUUAAGCCCACAGUUUUAUUUGUAUUUUUCCAUGUCCCUUUGCAGGAGGGAUGUCCUGGAUGAGCUGGUUACCCUCCAUAACUUCAGUAACCAGUUCCUUCCCAAUGCUCUGCGGGAUUUCUUCAGACACAUCCAUGCCCCUGAGGAGAGAGGAGAGUACCUGGAGACGCUCAUCACCAAAUUCAGCCACAGAUUCUGCACCUGCAACCCUGGACUGGUCCAAGAGCUGGGCCUCAGUCCUGGUCAGUGCCUACACAAUCACACACAAAACAGAUGUUAUUCAGAAACAGUGUUUGCUGACUGGUUUUGUGUAGUCAGAUCAUGACUUUCCUUUUUUAUCUUAAAAUUUAAAACAUUUAAACUGUUUGUCACUUUUUUCAGAUGUACUUUUUAUCUCUUAAAACUAUCAUUUUUUGUCUGUAGUCUCUCUUUUUUUUAUUGUUUAUUUCUCUGUGGAUUCCUCUGAGCUGCACAUUUUUGUGAAAAGGCUCAAUCAGACAGGUAAAAAGUUGAAAGAAGAACAACCAAAUAGGUAAAAAGUUGUCAUGGGAACAACCGAACAGGUAAAAUUUUCUAAAAGGAACAACCAAACAGAUAAAAAAUAAGUAGAGGUACAACCAAACAGAAAAAGGUUCCUACAGAGGAAUAACCUAACGGGUAACAAGUUGUUAGAGGAACAACAGAGCAGGUAAAAAGUUCUGAGAGGAACAACCAAACAGGUAAUAAGUUUUAAGAGGAACAACCAUAAAGGUAAAAAAUUAAACUAGAGGAAUUAACAAACAGGUAAAAAUUCAAUAUGGAGGAUCAACCAAAAAGGUAAAGGGUUCAUAAAGGGGAACAACCAAACAGGUCCCACUGAGCGUCCAUUGACAUCCAAAAGAAGUAGAUAUCACGUUGGUCUGUUCAGAAUGUAUGCCAUAUAACGUCCAUAUAUACUGUAGUUGAAACAUGACAUGAAGUGAUGUUGUUCAGCUUUGUCCAAUUCUGGCUUCUACAGACAGCCAGAACUAGUCAAGAAUAGAUGUUGAGAUGGACCAUAAUUUGGACGCUUAUAUCACAUUCAUAUUAAGUUGAAACAUGACAUUGAGUGAUGUUGUUCAGCCUGGCCCAAUUCUGGAUAUCUACAGACAACCAGAACUAGUCAAGGAUAGACGUCGAGACAGGCCACAAUCUGAACGUCUAUGUAACUCCAGCGUUACACGAUUAAUGACAUUGAGACAAGAGGUUAGAGCCAAAUCUAGACGUCGGCGCAAUGUGCAAAAUGGAUCCAAGAUUUAGACAUUGUUAUUGUACCCUUUCUAGACGUUAAACUGACGUUCACAUUUUUGGAUGUCUGUCAAGGACCAAAUCUAGAUGUUAAAGCAACAUGCAAGAUAGAUCAAAGAUUAGACGUCAUUAUUGGACCUCUUUUAGAUGUUAAACUGAUGUUCACAGUAUCACAAAAACUGGACCUAAUGUCCUCCACUGAAUCUAGACAUUGAAGCAACGUGCAAAAUAGGUCCAAGAUUUAAAUAGACAUGUUUCAGAUGUCAAAAUCAUAUUUGGAUGAGUGUGGUUAAUGGAGUUGACAACAAAUAAAAUGUUUAAUGACUAUCAUAUUGGUUUUGUUAUACUUCUAAAAAAAUGAAAUUAAGACAUAUUUAGAUUUUGAUUUAUUGGUCCCCUUAGGGGAUAUUCGUCUUCACUGACUGCAUACACAAAGGACAGACAUUUCACAUCACAGGACAGACAACAUUUACUACAUAUGAAGAGGACACAACGGUAGUAUACUCCGAUCGGCGGGGCCUGCUGUUCAGGGCGGCUAUUGCUAAGAGGAUCAGGCUUUUCCCCAGUCGAGCCCUUUUAAACUUCAUACUUCUGUAUCUGCACCAUGAGGGAAGUGGGACAAGAUAUUGAUGCAGUGGGUGAGUGAAGUCUUAAUCACCCGACUGGCACACAAGAUAGAACGACUUAGGGGAGACCAAUGAUUUCAACAGCUGGGUUUGUGAUACUUGCGAGUUUGGCCCGGUUGGAGACAGAAAUCAUGGUGAAGACAUGUGGAGCACUACAGGAGGAUUGGCUGGAUGAUACAUUGAUAAAGUAGUAGCAGGAGGUGGGGUGCAACGUAACGUCCUUUAAGUUUGCAGAGGGCUGACAGUUUUGAAUGUUCGAGGUAUGCACCUCGGUGAGAUUAUUGUCCAGAAUUAUUACCAAGUAUUUGAAUGAGGUGGUUGUAGUUGUUGUACAGUUUCAAAGUUAUAAUUGCAGAAGUGAUUCAAUAUUGGACUUGGCCAUUUUUUAUUCCACUUUUUUCCAGUUUAUUUUUUAAGUUAAUUAAAGAGAUAGAAAAAUGAAAGAAGGCUUAAGUUGUGAUUGUAUGCAUAACUAUAUCUUUUCAGGUUGGAACCCACCUUGAUGAAAGGUAAAAGGUAAAGGUUAUUGAAACACAACAAAAAGCUAAACAUCUACAUGGCCAGGGUGCACAGUGGCGCAGCAGGUCGUGCAUGUGCCUCACAGCAAGAAGGUCACCAGUUCGAACCCCUGGUUGGGCAGGGCCUUUAUGUGUGGAGUGUGCAUGUUCUUUCUGUGCAUGCGAAAGUUCUCUCCGGGCACUCUGGCUUCCUCCCACAGAUCCAAAACAUGCUCAUUAGGUUAAUUGGCGAUUCUAAAUUGUCCUUAGGUAUGAGUGUGGGUGUGAAUGAUUGUCUGUCUCUUUAUGUGGCCCUGCAAUAGACUGGCAACCGAUUCAGGGUGUACCCAUACCUCUCGCCCAAUGACAGCUGGGACGGACUCCAGCCCAACCACAACCUCGAAAGGGAUAAGUGAUAUAGAAGAUGAAUGGACGUGGAUGGCGUAAAAUGAACUUUCAUUCUGCACCUCCAGAGGACCUGAUUUGACGGCCAAUUUUGAACAAAAUUGCACGUCAUGUCAACGUCCGAUUUGGAGGUCUGCAAGAUGUCAGAAUUGGACGUCAAUAUGAUGUCUAAAAAGACGUAAAAAAAACUUUUAUCCUGCACCUUCAGGAGACCUGAUCUAGACGUCGAAAAAUUACGUAAAAUACGCGUCAUUUCGACUUCACAUUGCGCAGUAGGUUAAGACGUCUCCUGGAGGUUCGGAUGAUAUCAUGACAACGUACAGAAAAGACGUAUUAAAAACUUUCAUUCUGGCCCCUCUGAAGAUGUCUCCUGGAGGUUCCGAGAUGACAUCAUAACAUGUUCGGAAAAGACAUUUCAGUCAUUAUCACUUUGUCAAAAUUCAGCUUUAUUGUGUGAAGUUAAAUUUGGCGGCAUGGUUCUGUUCUGGGUCCUUGCCCUCCAUGGGCUUGCGUGAAAGCAGAGGAAGAGCCCCUUCCUGCCCUUCAUGAGCCAUCAUGAAAAGGCGAUAGCAGGGAGCGCAGGCCCCCCGUUCUCCAUGCAAGCAUGCGUGAAAGGCCAGCGGCAGGAGGAGCACCUUCCCGCCCUUCAUGAGGGUUCAUGAAGGCAGAAACAACGCGGGGAAAAGCAGCGAUGAAAAGAACCCCCCCAAAACAACCAUGCCAGGCAGAGCAUGCAGGAGAAGCAGUUUAAUUAGGGCGCCAUUUUGACAUUUGCCAGUAGGAUGUGUGGAGGGCAAUCAGCUGAGCUGUAGCUGACUGAGGGCUGGCUUAACAUCAGCUGACUGUAACCUUUAGCUUGACUGUAACCUUUGUGUCCUGCCUGAACUAUGUCUAUGCUUCUUUUCAAUCGGGACUACUUUAGUCAAAAUUAAUUAUUUAUUACAAGCAAACAUUUUUACAUUUGCGGUAUUGCUCUGCUCUGAGAGUUCCCUGCUCUUUAAUGCGCUUGCAUGGAAUGCCACGGCUAUAAGAGGGAAUGCCCUCCCCUCCCUUUCAUGUGCAUAUAUGAAAGGCCAAGGCAGAAAAAGCAGCAGUGAAUAAAUAAAAUUAAGAUAAAUUAAAAUCCCCCAAAACAACCAUACCAGACGACCCUUGCGGUUUUCAUGUAGCACAUGAAAGCCGAGGCAGGGAAAGCAGCAGCAAAUAAAUCAAAAGUCCCCCAGAACAACCAUAUCAAGAACCCCUCCUCCAGCUUUCAUGAGCCACAUGAAAGCACCUAGAAGAGAGGGAGAGCAGCUGCCAGCAGCAAGAAACUAUGAAGUAACCUACCCACCUCCAAAGCUUGCAUAGUAAAGGUUACUCUCAAAACAUGAUCAGGGAUCAGGAUUUAAUCCAUACACAUAUUUAUAAUAGGGAAUAUGCUUAAGAAUACAAUAGAUAUGGGACAGAGUUAUGGAGCAGCAGCAUUUUUUAAGCACUCGUAGCUAAUUGGGCAUAGGAAUCUUCUUUAGCCUCGGGCCCGAGGUAUCAUUCAAAGGCUGAUGAGGAUUAUCGACCCAUAGCCUUGAGCAUCAAGACGGGGACAAUGGAAGAUGCAGUUGUAGCUACACCUAUGUGUAGUGAAUGCGUAGAGUUGCACUUGGGUGGGAGCCAGCAGAAUUGGCAUAGCCAAAGAUGAUCUGAAUAUAGGUUUCCCUUCUUCGGUGGCAAAGAAAGGCUCUUGCUGGCUAGCCAGUGGCCGGCCUCUCAGGCAGCAGGACAUGGACGAUAAAAAACAAAGACAGGGUUAGUUCGAGAAAUAAAAAGGUGCAAGAUUCAUCCAGUAGACCAGGGGUUCCCAAUUUGAAAUGUAAAAGGUCCAGAAAAACAAAUUUUGAGGAAGUCAUUGGUCCACAGCGCGUGCGUGGCGGCAAAUUUUUUUAUUUAUUUUUUUUAACCUUUUUUAUGUUUUUAUGUAGUUUUAGGCUGGGUGUACUGUACUGUAAUAAUCAGGAGUUAUUGGAAGGCACAAAAACGUUCAUUUUCAGCAUCACACUGAUAUUCUUUCUUACUUAGUAUUACUCAAUAAAAUAAAAUAAGCUUUUUAUUUUAUCUGUUUGUAGCUCAGAUUUUUGGGGGCAAUCUCUAUCAAAAUCGCUUCUCAUGGCGUUUUAUGUUUUCACUUUUUAUCAGAGCAACAGUGCUUUGCACAAAAGACCCAUUGGCUUUGUGCUUGUAGGAGAUAUAAUCAUAUAUUUGUCAGUCCAUUCGUCAGUGAAUCAGCGAUUUUCAGUGUCCACCUCUCUCUGAUUUGCCGUUUUGAUGUCGGGUGCUUGGAGUGAGCAACGGUCCUGCUGCAAAGAUGUUACCGCUGCCUGCGCCGUGCAAAGAAGACGGACUGUAUGAGGAAAAUGUGUGACUGCUGGUUUAUGUAGUUAUCAGCCAAUCAGCGCAUCGUGGUCAUGGGAAUGGCAGCCCAUAAUGCAAGCAUGAGCAUGCGCACAGUUGCACACACACACACGCUCUCUCUCUCUCUCUCUCGGCCAGUCUAACCUCGCGUCAGUCGGUCAGAGAGAGUGCCGUGCCGUGCCGUGUUGUUGAUUUUUUUUUUCUCUGGGUCCACAAAGAUGUGGACCGCGGUCCGCCAAUUGCGGACCCUGGCAGUAUAAAGCAUAUACAAUGGAUAUAUUUAUGGGGAUUGGAGCUACAGAGAAGGUGGUACAGAAGAGGUAAAGUGAGACCAUGCAGAAUCAUAUUAACUUAAAUGCUGAUUUUGCUUAACCAGCUCUCAUAUAGCCGGCAGCAGAGAGCACUUAAAUUUGCAAGGCUGCACUCAAACUAACAAAUUCUGGAUGAAUGGCUUCAUGAGCAGCGGUCAGGAUGCUUUGCCAGUGCCUUCCUCAGCUCAGGGACACUUGACAGAUCAAAUCAAAUCAAAUCAAAUCAAACUUUAUUUAUAUAGCACUUUCAGGCAAAAAGAAAUGCAGCACAAAGUGCUUUACAAUUUAAAACAAUAAGCCCCCCCCAUAUCCAGCCCGCCACCCCACCCCCCCAACCCUCACCGAGAGCCCACCCCAACACACACACACACACACACACACACACACACACACACACAGAUAAUGCAAUCUUAAAAGCGUGUGGCUGAGUACAGAGGAGCCAAGUCAGGACACGUCAGGAGGCCGACUGCACUGGAGGCUGCUCACGGCCCCAGGCCAGGACAGCUCCACCCAGGUGCGCACCCCGCUACAAGCCAGUAAGUGGCCCACAGCAGCAAGCACUGCUGCAGACCACCAUCUGGCCGAGCUGAGCGCACACCAAGAGGCAGAGAAACCCUAGACAGAACCAGCCACAGCCUCCAGUGCAGGUGGCCCCCCUACUGAGGAAACCCUGGAGAAUUGCAAUAAAAACAUAGACUAAAUCAACUAAAAACAUCAAACUAGAUAAAAUUAUAAAAUACUGAUAAAUAGCUAAAAUAUCAUUUAAAAAAUAAGUAAAUAAAUAUAAUAAACAUAACAUGUAAAAUGAGGACUAAAAUAUAUAAAUGAAAUAAAAUAAGAUAAAAAUAGGAUAAAAAUAUAGAUUAAAAAUAAGACAUUAGUUAAAAGCCAAAUUAAAUAGGUGGGUCUUGAGCCUGCUCUUAAAAAUAUGAACAUUCUCUGCGGCCCUAAGGUCCUCCGGCAGGCUAUUCCAAAGAUGGGGGCCAUAGUGCUGGAAAGAUGCCUCACUGUAAGUUUGUGUUCUCACUUUGGGGACUAUUAAAAGGCCAGUGCCAGAGGAUCUCAGGGUCCGCGAGGGUUCAUAUUGUAAAAGCAAUUCUGAAAGAUAAGAAGGUCCAAGACCCCUAAGACAUUUAAAAACAUUAAACAUUAAAAGGACCUUAAAAUCAAUCCUAAAGCACACAGGGAGCCAAUGCAGUGAUUUUAAAACUGGUGUAAUGUGUGCCCGCCUUCUGGUCUUUGUCAGCACACGUGCUGCUGAGUUUUGCAACAGUUGUAAACUCGCAAUGUUUCUUUUUGGAAGACCAGAAAGCAGGGCGUUACAAUAGUCAAGAUGACUGGAGAUAAAAGCAUGCAUUAGCGUCUCUGUGUUAGCCCGGGAGAGAAAGGGCCGGACUCUGGCUAUAUUCUUUAAAUGAUAAAACCCUGUUUUUGUUAUAUUUUUAAUAUGUGGAAUAAAAGUCAGCUCAGAACCAAAGAUGAUGCCCAGAUUCUUUACCUGAUUUGAUAGAAUUAAAGACAGGGUUUUCAGUUUUGUUAAAAGUUUCUCUCCCUGAGCCUUAGGAUCGAUAAUUAAAACCUCAGUUUUAUCCUGGUUGAGCUGUAGGAAGUUUUCUGCCAUCCAGGAUUUAAUGUCUUGGAUACAGCUAAAAAGGGCAUCAAUUGGCCCUGUGUCAUCAGGAGACAUGGAUAUGUGCAGCUGUGUGUCAUCAGCAUAGCUGUGAAAAGUAAUACCAUGCCUCCUGAUGACAUCUCCCAGUGGGAGCAUAUAUAAAUUAAAAAGUAUGGGGCCUAAAAUUGAGCCUUGGGGCACACCACAUUUAAUGCUAUGAAUCUUUGAAGAGCAUGUGUCCAAACUUACAAGAAACUUUCGAUCUGUGAUAGCUUUAUUGUCUUUCCUUUUUUACUAGGCGGGUGUGUCUUGGGCAUGCCGAUUUCAGAUGCCCGUCCCUGGAGUAACUUGGCUUUUCCGAGUAGUAGGCUUAGGAGAGGCUUGGGUGGUUGGCCUGUAGCCACAGUUUUAGGGCACAGAUUGGAGCAGGGGUGAAAGACGUAUAAGGGUCUUGCAGGUACUGUACACAUAGACUUUGUACAAGAGGAGCACACCCAAGUUUAGCGAGGUGCUGACUCUGAUGCCACAAUAUCAUCUAUGCUGCAUCUCUCUUUCUCUUGAACAUAAAAACAAAUCAUAUUUUCUCUGCAUUUUGUAUUAUUUCUGCAUUAAGAUUUAAGCAGCUGACUCUUUAAAAGUUCCCUCCUUCCACAAAAGGCAGGAGGCAAUCCCCAGCGCCCAGGCAACCAGCGUCCAAUCAAAAGUGCGCAUUGAGCGCUCCUACUUCUGGAGUUUGUUUGGAAGCAAAUAGUUCAGACUGCCGUGCAGCAACACACUAAGACUACAUACAUGGCAGGGGUGAAAACUUUAAACUGCUGAUUAUGUCUUCCCGAAACAGUAUUACCGCUGCGUACUAGCUUACUGGCUUACUUUCACCUCUGGGUGUGACAGAAAGACCCGCAGAUUGAGCAGGAAAAAGCUUGAUGCCUGGUUAAAUGUGUACUCAUUAGAGCCUGGUCGACAAAGGACUAAGCAAGUCUUUGGUUGAAUCUUUGAAUGUACUUAGCAGCUUUGCUGAAAAUGAUUUUUGAUGUUCCUAGAAUAAUGAUCCUCCAUAAGUCAUGGCUGAAUCAGAAAUAAUGGCGAGAUAUGUGUCCAGUUCAGUUCUGCGUGCUGAAAACACUUAACAUAUGACAUCUCGAAAUAUGCAAAAAGCUAUGAAUUCAGCUAAGGUCGGAGAUUUAAACAGCCGGGGAUCACUAUCUUUAAGCACCACAGACAUGUCUCCACAAUCCAUAAUGCGUCUAUCAUUGUAGUCAGAGCACAGCAAGAUUUUUACAAGAUUGCCGUCAGUACCUGUGAGGAUUUGGCUUCACAGAUUUGUUGUAAUUGUAGCCGUGGGAGGGAAGAAUGGGAUGCCGGUGGAGACUGGGACUGCACUUUCCAGGGUUCUUUCACGGUAUGGUGACACUGUUGUUGAUUGUCGCUAGAGUGACAUCAUCGUUCAGCGCAUUGAAUGCAGGUGUGAUAGCUUGGAUGGAGGAAGACAGCCUAGCACAUGCCAAACUGGAUACUUUGAUGGCUGGAUGCUGGAUAGUGCUUUCAGGAUAGGAUUGUCGUCCAGGUCCACGGGUCUGGUAGCCUGGGUUGGGCCUCGCGCGCUGAGGGCGGCAGCAGUGACACAGCGGCUGAAGCUGGAACUGCCGUGACGCUGCGAGAGCAGUGUUUCUUUUCUCGGAGACACCGCCAUUCAUGAAGCUGGGAGAAAUAGAAGUUUUAUCUGCCAGAGGAGAGCUCCUGUGGAAGGGAACGCAGUUGUCAUUGCAAGGACUAGCUUCCUCGAUUUCAUAUUGCUGAUGUUGAUUUUCAGAAAAGCAGUCAAUCUGCCAUGGAUCCUCAUCGUGGGCAGUGAUCGACAUGAUGAAGAGCAAGGUAGGAAAAAGCAAAAACGCAGGUCUGAGUGUUCUUCUAAGUGGGAGCUUGCAGAGCAGUUGCAGCAGCUUGCUGGUUGCCUGUCGAAGCAGAGGAAGAGGCUGGGUUAGGGCAGUUUUAAAUAGGGCGCUCUAAAGGCGUAGGACCAGUAGGAGCUGGGGGGAAAUCAGCUGGGCCAUCAGCUGGUUGAGGUGGCUACCUUUCAUUGGCUGUGGAUCAGCGCUUGACAUCAUCACCUGCGAGAACUAACGCUAUGCUUCAUAUUAAAAACAUUCAUUCUGGCCCCUCUGAAGACAUCUUCUGGAGGAUAGACGUCUUUUUAACGUUUUCUGAACCACUUUUCACGCAGUGGGGUAAAUUGUUGUUACGGAGGAAUUACCAAACAGGUAAAAGGUUGUUACAGACAAACAACCAGACAGGUAAAAAGUUCAUACAAGAGAACAACCAAACAAUAAAAUUGUUGUGAUAGAAGAACAAUCAAACAGGUAAAAAGUUCUGAGAGGAACAACUCACCAGGUCAAUUCUUUUAAAGGAACAAUAUAACAGAUAAAAGGAAUGAAGAGGAACAACCGAACAGGUGAAAAGAUUUUCUGGAGGAACAACCAAAUAAGUAAAAAGUUGUUAAUGAGGAACAACCAAACAGGUCAAAAGUUGUAAUGCUAAAAGGAACAUCUCCAACUUUUGUUUAUUUUCAACAGGUUAGUCACAUGACUGGGUUUAAAAAAGGACAUUUAGAGAGGCUGAGUCCCUUAGAAGGAAAGAUGGGAAGAGGUUCACCACUCUGUGAGAGACUGCAUGAGCACUUCUAGAUUAAUGUUCCUAAGUUUUUAUGUGAAAGAAGGAGUGGAUUUUGCCACCUACAGAACAUAAUAUAAUUUAAAGAUUUAGAGAAUCUGAAGAAAUCUCUAUACUAAAAAGGGACUAGGACCAAAACCAAGACUGGAUGGGAAGAGGAAAAUUGGCCUGUGGUCUGAUGUAGAAAAACCACCACCCGGGUUUUUCUCAGUUCCAAGUCCAAAUCCAGCAUCCCUGAUGGUCUGUGAUCACCAGAGUCCAUGUAAUGGGUCGCUUCCACAUCUGUGAAGGCUCCAUUAACGCUGAACAAUAUCUACAGGUUUAGGAGCAACAUCUGCUGCCAUCCAGACAAAGACUUUUUCAGGGAAGACCUUAAUAUUUCAGCAAGACAAUGACAAACCACAUUCUUACAACAGCGAGGCUGAUGGAAACAUUUGGAGCAGCAUUGCCACACUAGUUUUUCCUUAAUUGGAUUAACCUGAAUCAACAUACCCAGACAGUUUUAAGGCAGAUUUAGUUAGCCCAAUACUAAACCUACAGAAACAUAAAUUUUGGUCCAUCACCAGAUUUCUUACUCAGCCACUAGAACCAUCAAGGUUUUAGUUUCAAGUAAUCCCAAACUAAAGUAUCAUCAGUGAGCCAUGCAUAUAGUGACUAAAAGCUUUGUUAACAUCAGCAGACUGCACAGAAAGCAAUCCAUGACUCUGGUCCUGUGAAUUACUCGGACCUGCUGCUGUGAUUAGCAGGAUUAGACUAAUGGUCCUGAGCCCGAAGCUGCAGACCGAUGGAUGUCUGCCUCUCGGCAGUCAGCCUGUUCUACUCCUCUGUCUACCAUUAAAUUACGCUGAAGUUUUUUAAUGAGGAGUUUUUUAAGCAGACCAUGGGAAAAAAAAGUUAUUAUUUUAACAGUUAUUGAUCAAACAUUUAGACUGCAGUCAGAUUGCAUGCUGGUAAAAAAUAAUAAUAAUAAAAAAAUAUAUAUAUAUAUAUAUAUAUAUAUAUAUAUAUACAUGUAUAUAUAUACAUAUACACAUAUAUACACAUAUACAUAUACACAUACAUAUGCACAUAUAUAUACAUAUACACAUAUAUACAUAUAUAAAUACAUACAGUAUAUACACAUAUAUACACACACACAUAUAUAUACACACACACACACACAUAUACAUAUACACAUAUAUAUACAUAUAUAUAUUUAUAUAUAUAAAAACAUAAACACAUAAACACAGAUAUAUACAUAUACACAUAUAUAUAAAUAUACGCAUAUAUAUACAUAUACACAUAUAUAUACAUAUAUAUACACACACAUAUAUAUACACAUAUAUAUGCAUACAUAUAUAAACACAUAUAUACAUAUAUACACACAUUUAUAUAUAUUUACACUAGGGCUGUCAAUCGAUUAAAAUAUUUAAUCGCGAUUAAUCGAAUUGUGAUCAUAAUUAAUCAUGAUUAAUCGCAAAUUGAUCACAUAUUUUUGAUCCAUUCUAAAUCGAUCUUUUUCAAAUUGUUAUACUUUUAUCAACAUAAGAAUCAACAUGAGGACAGAUCAUGGAUUUUCAUGGUAAUGGUGGUCCUACAAGGUAAUUCAUAUGUCCAGUCAUUGGAUGCGAUCCGUAUGCGGGGGGGGGGGGGGGGGGCUCUCUGCAUCAGCUGUGUACUUGGCCGACAAGUGAUAUUUGAGACUAGAUGUACUCCGGUGGUAACUAAAUUCAGCUCGACAGGAAACACAAAUGACUUUUGUCCUGUCAAGAGAGCCAUCUGGCAAGGCUUUGUAGCUGAACUUUCCGUUCAAAAUAGUGUUCUUAUCCAUUAUAUCCUAGUUACUGCUCACGUGAAUUUGUUUAUGUCUGCUGCGGUAUCGGUCAGUGCUCUACUUCCUGAUUCGCGAAACUACGGAGUGCCCCGAGGCUCACAUAGCUCACCAACUGUUCCUCUACCCUUUUACAACGGCAACAAUAUCCACGCAGUGUGUGUAUAGUUUGGUCAAGCCAGGCUAAGGUUUGCGUUAAUCGUGCGUCAAAAAAAUUAGUGGCGAUAAAAGUCACUCGAGUUAACGCGACAAUAACGCGUUAACUUUGACAGCCUUAAUUUACACAUAUAUUUACACAUAUAUACAUACACUUAUAUAUACACAUCUUUAUAUACACAAAUUUUUACACACAUAUAUAUACACACACACACACACACACACAUAUAUAUGUAUAUAUAUAUAUAUAUAUAUAUAUAUUUAUAUAACGUGAGCUUUAAAUGCAAAAAAGUGUGUGAAGAAUUAGUCUGCAAUGCUGAUGUGGUCAAUUGUUGCUGUGGACAUAAUUUGAAAAACACAUAACUGAAGUCCUUGUUGGAGCCCGAUAUGUUACAAUGGCCCGAAAUGUAACACUGGCCAAAAAUGUAGUUUAAAAUUAAAAAAAAAACCUGAAAUGUAAUAACUAGUUGAUCAUGUAACAAGAUGCCAAGGCCCAAAAGGUGAUCAUUUUGCCCAAAAUGUUGCAACUUGUUACACGGCCUCACAGGCCUGAUUUGCAAAGGUAUGUUUUUGUGCCUGUUGAAUCUGAAAAGACAACUGUGAGCUGAGUUAGCUCAUAUCUAAAGAGAAACCGCUAGCAGAAAACAUUAUUACCUGAAAACGGGUGCUAUAAAAAAUGGACUUCUAACAGUUCAAAAAGAAGGAGCACAAAGUUUGUGAGAAAAACUGUCUUCUAAUAUAGCUGCCUAAACUUCUGUUCUUCCCUGAUAAGAUGCAUUUUGAGGAAAAUCUAUAAUUAUUGUACGAGCCAUAUUAUAAUUUUCUUAUUUUUCCCCAUGCUGUGACAUCACUCUCAAGCCACGCUCAGGUUCAAGGGUCAUGGUGGCCAGGUUACUUGAGUAGGGUGGUAAUCCUACGAAGAUCCAUUUACGCACCAUGGGUUAUAGCAAGGCGGUGCCCAGCUACAUUAUUAAUGGCUUGGAAAUCUCUGAGUUUAGUGGCAAUCAGUUUUUCAAUUGGCACCAAUGCCUCCAAGUUAAUGGAACCGUGGGAGGUCAUUAACAGCCAUGGAGAUGGACCCUAUGCUGUCAGAACCCUACUGGGGUGGGUUAUUAAUGGGCCUUUACAAGUCAAUGACAAGCAUAGUAGGAGUGGCUGCCCCACAGUAACGGUUAAUCGCACAGUUGUAGACAGGUUGGAGGAACUGCUUAUUAACCAGUACAAUCACGAUUUUAAUGAAAAGAGCUCUAAAAACCAAAAGGAGAUGUCAAGAGAUGAAAUGAAGUAUAUGGAACUUGUGAAGAGCUCUGUUCAGCUACAAGAUGGGCAUUACCAACUGAAGCUGUCCUUCAAAUCUGAGAACAUUUCCUUGCCAAACAACAUCUGCGUUGCCAAGCAACGUAUUCGUGGCCUGGAAAGGAAACUGCGGAGGAAUGAAAUGUUUCAUGCUGAGUACACAAACUUUCUCUCCGAUGUCAUCAACAAAGGUUAUGCGGAACAGGUGCCACAACAACAGUUGGAACCACGGGAGGGAAAGGUGUGGUACAUACCCCAUCAUGGCGUGUAUCACCCCAAGAAGGGCAAGCUACAGGUGGUGUUUGACUGUGCAGCAGAGUUUAAAGGUACCGUCACCUACCUCAGAAUUGAGAACACAGAGAAAAUGGUUCAUAUUGCUUUCCUGUUCGGCAAGGCCAGAGUGGCUCCACUGAAGACUGUUACCAUCCCUCGCCUGGAACUCACAGCUGCUGUUGUCACCAUUAGAGUGGACAAAAUGCUUCAGGCUGAGCUGCAGCUUCCACUGAAGAAAUCGGUCUUCUGGACAGAUAGCACGUCGGUACUCAAGUACAUAAAAAACGAAGAUAAGCGGUUCCAAACAUUUGUGGCAAACAGGAUAACCACUAUAAGGGACCACUCGGACGUGUCACAAUGGCGAUACGUCCCCACAUCACAAAACCCUGCUGACAGUGCUUCGAGAGGAUUGAAGGCAGAAGAUCUGCUUAAUCAAAAAUGGAUUGUGAGCCCAGUGUUUCUGUGGGAGCCUAAGGAAAAGUGGCCAGAAGCUCCUGCGGAUGUCAACAUCCCUGCUGACGACCCAGAGGUUAAAUGAAAUUAUGUAGUGAAUGCAACUGUUGUCGAUGCUGCAAAUGCCACUCACCGACCGAUAGCCUAUUUCUCUGACUGGCAGAGAUUGAAAGUUGCAGUUGCAUGGAUUCUUAAGCUGAAGGAAGUCCUGCAAACCCUGAGUCAGAAAAGAAGGCAGUUACAGCUUGGAAGUAAUGGCGGUAAUGGAUCACCUUUACUAGAUGUGCAUAAAGAGAUGCAAGCUGUGAAAGCUUCACUGGGAAGCCAAAAGGUGUCGCUUGAAGACCUCACUGAAGCAGAAAAAUCUAUAAUUUCAUUCUGUCAGCAACAGAAAUUCAACAGUGAAAUCGCUGCAUUAAUCGCUGGAAAACCAGUGCAGAAGAGCAGCACCAUCUUUAAACUGGAUCCUACGCUGGAUGGAGGUCUUCUAAGAGUUGGGGGUCGAUUGAACAGAGCAGCAAUGCCCAAAGACUUAAAACAUCCCCUCAUCUUAUCUAAAGACCAGCACAUCUCAGGUCUUAUCCUCCACCACUUUCAUGAACAGCUGGGUCACGGAGGAAGGAAUCAUAUACUUUCCUCUGUCAGGAGAAAAUAUUGGAUCACAAGCGCCAAUUCUGCAGUAAGGAAGAUCACUAAAACGUGCAAAUUCUGCAGACUUUACAGAGGAUUGACUGGUGAACAAAAAAUGGCAGACCUGCCUGCAGAAAGAGUUGUCCCAGAUCUUCCUCCUUUCACAAAUGUUGGCGUAGAUUACUUCCCCUUGCCCAUCAACGUCAAAAGGGGACGUAGCAUUGAGCAUUGUAAAACGUCACGGAGUAAUCUUCACUUGCAUGACAAGCAGAGCUGUUCAUCUGGAAGUCGCCUACUCCCUCGAUACAAACUCAUGUAUCAUCGCUGUCCAGAGAUUCAUCUGUAGUGGAGGACAAGUUUCUCACAUGAGAUCGGACAAUGGAACCAACUUUGUGAGCACAGAAAGAGAGCUAAGAGAGGCCUUAGCUUCUCUUGAUCAAACCAUCAUUGAAAGAUCUCUGGCACAAAAGGGAAUAAAAUGGAGUUUCAACCCACCGGCUGGAUCUUAUUACGGGGUGUUUGGGAGCACAUCAUCCGAAUGAUCAGAAGGGUCCUGAGCUCUAUGCUUCAACAGCAAACACUGGACGAUGAAGGCUUUCGAACUGUGUUGUGCAAAGUGGAAGCUAUGUUAAAUGAUCGUCCCAUCACCAGACCCUUGGACGACCCAAAUGACCUAGAGGCAUUGACUCCAAAUCAUCUGCUCCUGCUAAAAGGAAAACCAGUUCUCCCACCAGGACUGUUUGACAAAAACGAUCUCUAUGCAAAGAGAAGAUGGAGACAGAGCCAAUAUAUUGCAGAUCUCUUCUGGAAGAGAUGGAUUCACGAGUACUUACCGUUACUGCAAGAGCGACAAAAAUGGACAAAGGAAAGAAGAUGCUUCAUACCUGGAGACAUUGUUGCAGUGAUGGAUUCGUCAGCACCAAGAGGAUCUUGGAUACUUAGAAGAAUACUGAAAACCUUUCCUGACAGAAAGGGUCUAGUACGGUCAGUUAGUCUUCAAACAGAGACUAAUGUAAUUGAAAGACCCGUGACUAAAAUCUGUCUUCUAUGUGAAAAUACAGACUAAAGAAAUUUUGAGUUUAAAUUUUGCCUGAGUCACGAGUACUUAAAAGGGUAUUUUUUUGUAUUUAUGUUCUGCUAUGGUGUUUAUGGCUCUAUUUUUAUUUUUUAUGGUAUGAAUUGCUCUGUUUUCGUGUACAAGUAGCAGUUAGGGGCUGGCGUGUGAGAGCCAUAUUAUAAUUUUCUUAUUUUUCCCCAUGCUGUGACAUCACUCUAAAGCCGCGCCCAGGUUCAAGGGUCAUGGUGGCCAGGUUACUUGAGUAGGGUGGUAAUCAGCGGCAGGUGUUGCUGAUUGGGAGAGACAAACAGUCUUUUGACUGUUGGAGUGUGGACUGGUGUUCGUGGAAUUAACCGUUUUUCUUUAUUUUAUUUGUUCCUGUGCUUAAGAGGAAAAGAAGAUGUGGGAAUAAAAUACAGUUUAUUUCAAUUCUGGAUACAUUUUUGGACAUCAGUUUAUUUCACACCACACGUCAGAAGUUAGUUCUUUUUCUUUUACUCAGCAACCAGUAGAGGCAUGUGUUUAGGACAUUGCCUCUACAAUUAUUAUUGUCAAAUUGAACAUUUAAAGUCGGGACAAUCAAUACUUCAUUAACAUACCAUCAGAGCUAGAAAAUGUGUAAACACAAAUUAUAUACAGAAAAAAGCUAAUUUGAGCAACAUCACUUCAUUCUCCAUACGGUAACCCUGUCCCCUCAAUAACAGUUACAGAAGUAAGAAGUAACAACAAUUGUUAUGUAUUUAGUAAUGGCUCCACAGUGAUAUCCCCAACAACGCCGUGGAGCUAGAUGAACGUGAGCUACAUCGCGCGGACAGAACAGCUGAUUCAGGCAAGUCCGUAGGCGGUGGUUUAUGCAUUUAUAUAAACAAAGCCUGGUGCACGGACAGUACUACACUCGAGAGUCACUGCUCUGUUAACUUAGAGUAUCUGAUAGUUAAAUGCAGACCUGUUUACCAACCUAGGGAAUUCUCUGUCACCCUAGUGAUCGCAGCUUACAUACCCCCCCGAAGUUAAUGCUAAGUUAGCAAUGAAGGAACUUCACGUUGCUAUUAGCAAAUAUCAGACCUUGCAUCCUGAGGCAGCCUUCAUCGUAGCUGGAGAUUUCAAUCACUCUAACCUGAGGACUGUGCUCCCAAAGUUCUAUCAGCACGUCACAUGUCCCACAAGAGGUGACAAGAUCUUAGAUCAUGUUUAUACCAACAUCAAAGAAGCAUACAGAGCUGUCCCUCUCCCUCACCUGGGACGUUCUGACCACCUUUCCCUGUUCCUCCUCCCCAAGUACAUUCCACUCAUUAAAAGGAUCAAACCCACGAUUAGAUCUGUAAAGAUAUGGCCUGAGGGGGCAGAUCUGGAGUUACAGCGCCGGCUACAAUCUACAAACUGGAGCCUAUUUGCCACACAAGCCACCAUAGACUCCCACAUUGACAUUCACUCUUACACCUCCUCUGUUCUGAACCACAUCAGCACCAAUAUUGACAGUGUCACUACCACCAAACGGAUUAUCACCUUUUCCAACCAAAAGCCGUGGAUGAACACUGAGGUCCGGCUUCAGAUGAAGGCACGUGACACCGCCUUCAGAUCAGGUGACAAGCGGGCCUACUGCUCAGCCAGGGCUGACCUGAACAAGGACAUUAAGCAGGCCAAGCAGAGCCACAAGCGCAAGGUUGAGGAUCACUUCAACACCAAUGAUCCUCGACGCAUGUGGCAAGGCAUUCAGGCCAUUACAGACUACAAACCCUCCAACAACCCCCCAGCAACAGACCCCACUCUCCCCAACAAGCUCAACAACUUCUAUGCCCGCUUCGACAGAGACAACUGGGAGACGCCCAUCAGAGCUGUCCUGCCUGCUGAUCUCCAACCCCUCACUUUCUCCACCACAGAUGUGCAUGCAGCACUGAGCAGGACCAACCCACGCAAGGCAGCUGGGCCUGAUGGCAUCCCUGGUCGGGUGCUCAUAAACUGUGCUGACCAGCUGACGGAAGUGCUCACGGACAUUUUCAACCUGUCCCUAGCCCAAGCUGUUGUCCCGGCGUGUCUCAAGUCCACCUGUAUCGUGCCUGUGCCGAAACACACCACAACGACUUCCGCCCUGUCGCUCUCACUUCUACCAUCAUGAAGUGUUUUGAGAGGCUGGUUCUGGCUCACCUCAAAGCUGGCCUCUCUCCGUCCCUCGACAGGCAUCAAUUUGCCUAUCGGAAGAACAGGGGCACGGACGACGCCAUUUCAUCCGCCCUUCACACUGCCCUCACUCACCUGGACAAGAGGAACACUCAUGUACGGAUGCUGUUUAUUGACUUCAGCUCGGCAUUCAACACAAUCAUCCCCUCCAAACUCAUCUCCAAGCUCCGUGACCUUGUAUCAACCAAGCACCUGGACAUUACCCCCUCCAUCUGUAACUGGAUCCUCGACUUCCUCACUAACAGGCCCCAGUCUGUUAGGAUUGGCAACCUCACCUCCUCCACCCUAACCCUGAGCACUGGUGUCCCACAGGGCUGUGUGCUGAGUCCCCUCCUCUACUCCCUCUUCACCUACGAUUGCACUCCCAUGCAUGGUUCUAACACCAUCAUUAAGUUUGCAGACGACACAACGGUGGUGGGCCUCAUCACAGACAACAAUGAGACAGCCUACAGGGAGGAGAUACAGCACCUGGCGUCAUGGUGUGCCGACAACAACCUGACAUUGAACACCGACAAGACCAAAGAGGUCAUCGUGGACUUCAGGAGGACUAGGACUGUCACUCACGCUCCUAUCUACAUCGACAGAGCAGAGGUCGAACGGGUCUCCAGCCUCAAAUUUCUGGGCGUACAGAUCUCUGAGGACCUCUCCUGGACCCUCAACACCUCGUCCCUGCUCAAGAAGGCCCAUCAGCGUCUCUUCUUUCUGAGGAGAUUGAGGAAAGCCCAUCUAUCUCCUCAUAUACUAGGGAACUUCUAUCGCUGUGCCAUUGAGAGCAUCCUCACAUACUGCAUCACGGUCUGGUAUGGUAACUGUACAGCCUCUGACCGAAAGGCACUGCAGAGGGUGGUGAAAACUGCCCAACGCAUCACUGGUACAUCUCUCCCUGUCAUUAAGACCAUCUAUGACAGUCGGUGCCUGAGGAAGGCUCACAGCAUCAUCAAAGACCCCUCUCAUCCCAACCACGGACUGUUCACCCUCCUCCCCUCUGGGAGAAGAUACCGGAAUCUAGCUUCCAAGUCAAGCAGACUCAGGAACAGUUUUUUCCCCUCCACUGUCAUCUCCCUAAACCCCUCAUCCACUCCUCUCCCCCCUCCAGUAAUAGCCCCCCCUCCCCUUCCACCCACCCACGUUCCUGCUGUAUCUUAACUCAUCCUGUGGACAUGUGCAAUAUGGUCACUGGACCUGGACCUUAAUCUAGCACUUCUGUGCAAUAUGGGCUACGUGCAAUAUUAAUCUGACAGUAUUGAAUGCAUUUAUUUAUUAUUUAUCGCUACAAUACACAUUAUUAUUUAUUCAAUUUCUAGCACUGACAUGUUUACUCUGCACUCUGGUGAGAUGUGAAAAUACUUUUCGCUGUACUGUACUUGUACUGUACAUUGACAAUAAAUUGAAUCUCAUCUCAUCUCAUCUCAAUGAUCAUGAUUUGGUAAUUAUAGAGAGACUACCACUUUAGUACCAAGAAACACCUCCACUAUUCCUUUAUCAUCUGUCAAACAGGAAAAUAACCACAACAUUACUCUGUAGUUUUCUGAUAACUAAAAUGCUCUGUACAUAGCAGUAACAAGUGGAUGACAACAAACAAACCAAACCUCAAGAACUGAAAAAAUCUUGCAUGAUAAUCCACCAACCAUGACCAGUGUGUCGUAAUUCUGCUGAUAUAACUGUGUUCUAUCCACAUAUUUAGAUGUCUUUUUAAGGAAUAUCUUUCUGAUAAAUGACUGCUAGAAGUGUUUUUAGGGGAAACACUUUUUAAAAGUGCCCUCUGUCAGCUGUUUCAGCAUGUCAAAUGGAAAAAAGUGCCCCCCAGAUGUGCUACCAAUGGUUAAAACAACUAUCAAAAAGUGCCCUCUGGAUGCACUUUCAGCAGACAAAAUGUACAAAAUUUGUUUUCAAAAUAUGCUCUGACACAGAUAAAAAGUGCCUUUAAACAGUUAAUAAGGCAUGAAAAAAAUGCCCUCUGAAUCCCCAUCCCAUAGAGUAAAAAUAAAAAGGACCCCCCUUAAGGUUCCUGUUGAUGCCCUUCAUUCAGGUAAACAUAAAUUGUGUACCUUGUAUAAAAAAGUUUUCCCUGGAUGCCUUUCUGUACAGAUAAGUUGUUUUAAAAAGCCCUCCAUGUUUUCUGUCUCUGGUUGCCCUCCAACAGAUAAAAUGUCCCCCUGGUCAUAAACAUUGUUAUAAAGUUUAUGCUGAGUGGACAUGAAACUAAACCAGUGUUAACUAAGUGAAUUCAAUCAUGUUUCUGGGUGUUUUGUCUUGUUGUUGGUGAUAUUUUUGACAGUGUUUUGUGUCAUUGUCCUCAGAUGCCGUGUACGUGCUGUGCUACAGCCUCAUCCUACUGUCCAUCGACCUGACCAGCCCACACGUCAAGAACAAAAUGUCCAAGAGGGAAUUCAUUAGGAACACUCGACGAGCUGCGCACAACGUGUCGGACGACUUCGUGGGCCACCUAUAUGACAACAUUUACUUGAUUGGACAUGUGGCUGCGUAG
Molecule: messenger RNA, 77121 nt
Organism: Xyrichtys novacula (pearly razorfish)
Lineage: Eukaryota; Metazoa; Chordata; Actinopteri; Labriformes; Labridae
Source: the annotation of a GenBank genome assembly